Messenger RNA from Podarcis lilfordi (Lilford's wall lizard), 60459 nucleotides. The record is from the annotation of a GenBank genome assembly. Lineage: Eukaryota; Metazoa; Chordata; Lepidosauria; Squamata; Lacertidae.
GGGGGUCGAGCGAAGGAGGCGGCCUGCCGAGGCCCUGCCCGCCGCCGGGGGGAUUCUCGGCUCGGCCGCCUGAGCCUGCCAGCUUUCCGAGGCUCGUUAGAGGGAGCUGUCGGCCGGAGGGAGCGGCGCUUGCUGCAGUGAGGGGCCCGCUCCUGCCUCGCUCGCUGCCGCUUCCACCACCACCAGUACCACCGCCUCCUCCUCCUCCUCGGGAGCCGGAAAGGAAGCGAGCGAGAGGGACCUUCCGAGCGCCAAGAGGCGAAGAGGCGGCGGCGACGGGCCGUCGCGGCGGAGCCUCUUCCCGGCGCGAGAGGUGGGCGAGGGCUGGCCGGGCCCUGUGGCGGCCGCCGGCCCGCCGCUAUGCAUCCCGCGAGCUCCUGGGAGCCGGCCUGGGGAAGGCAGCCGGCCGGCCGGAGGUACGGAAACACCCCCGCGGCGUCCGCGCUUACCCGAGAAUAAAUGGGGCGCUGGUUGGGGGGUGGCGGGAAAAGGGAAAGCAGGAGCGGCGGGCGCGCGCGCGCACGCGUGUAUGUGGAGGGGGGGGGAAUCGCCGUUCAUCCGCCUGCUGGGGCUUUUGGAGAGGCAGCUCCCUCCGGAGAAGCGGAGGACGGGUUCCCGCGCCCCUUGGCGCCCUUGAGAGGGUCCCCGCUCCACAGCUACCGCGCGGGCCGGGAGGAGGCUCCCGGUGGGGCUUUCCCGGGGUCCUUCCUCCUCUUCUAGGGGAGGAGGAGGAGGGUCUCCCCCUGUCGCCCUUGAGAUGGAUUCCCCCUCAGGCUGAAAGGGUAUGGGGUCUUCUUGCCCCCCUUCCUCGCUGCUGCUUUUCUACGCCCUUUUUAAGAGAGGGGGGGUGAACAUGCCACCUCCUCGGGCAGAUUCAAUACGGACAUUGGUCCCUCUGAAUUCGGAUUGAGGGGGCGGGGGGGCCGUCACCCCAAUAGUGCCCUUGAGAGGCCAGCCCUCUCUGGGCAGGAGGGAAAGGGCUUCUCACCAGGGGGGUGUCCUUAAGAGCCUCCUCUUUCCCGACAACCGGGAAACUCGCCCCACUGACGCCCUUGCGAGGUUCCCUUUACACGGAAUGCAUGGCGGUGGUAGUCAUUGCCCUAUGGAUGCUCUUUUGGAAAGUCCCCUUAUUUCGGGUGCCCUUGAGACAAUUCCCCGCAUGGUGGCGGCGGGAGAGAAGGGAAUGGGCAGUUUCAGGCUCUGGAAAAGGUCACUUCCCAAAACCGACAGCUCAAGGCGGGAGUACAAGGGAAGGACUGGACUACUUCUCGGGGGCAGCCUGACCUCAUCCCAGCUUCUUUUCGUUGUAUGGUGGAGAGACUGAGAGCCCACCUUACUGAGGAGCAGAAUGGCACCGUUUCUGCCCUUGAGAGGACCUUCCAUCCCGAGUGGCUCACCCCGAGGACCCCCCCCCUUUCCCCAGUGGGUGAAUACUCGACAUGUGGGUCACGCCUGGUGCUCUGAUCAGAGCCUGGGUGUUCCCCAGCAUUGCCUGGCAUCUGCCUCUUGUCGCCCUUGCGACAACCUAUGGGGUAGGUUGAGGUGGGGCAGCGGAUUAAUAAUAACAAUAACAAUAAUAAUCGAAGCUAUCCGGCGUGCAACUCGGAGAUUCCUUCCGAGAGCUGCCGAGCCCCUCCCUCCUCUCUGUGGGGCCCAUGCAGGAAGAGCACCGCCGAGUUCUUCCUACUUCUCUAUAUUUGAAUGGGGCGCAGAUGCGUCCCUUUCCCCCCGGCUCUUCACAGGGUGCCCCCCCACCUUCUGCCCCCAAAUACGCUGCAGGAGCAGAUAGGUAACGGGGCGGGGAGUUCCCGAGACGACCUCUAUCCUCCCCUUCCUCGCCGCGCCUCUGUACCCCAACAGGUGUCGCGCAUGCUUCUUCCUCGUCCUCCGCCCUCUUGCCCUGCCCUCUUGCACCCCACCCACUUCGGUGGGAGAUGCGGGGGACACCCGCCCGAGGGGCUGCUGGCCGCCAAGCUUAGCCUAGGAGAGCCGGGCGCGUUAGGCCCUGAAAGCCGCGACUGGAGGAGGCGGCGGCGGCGGCGGAUUUAGCCGCAACCCCGGGACAAAUCCUCUUGCCGGCGACCUCCCUCGCCGGGCUGGCAGCCCCCGGCGUUGGCGCCGCUUCUCUCUUCCCUCUCCCGUUCGCUCGCUCGCUCGCUCACUCCGCGCCUUUCUCCCCCCCCCCCCCGCACUCAGGGAGCUGCAGACGGAAUAGGGAGCCGGCUCCCAGCCCGUUACUUUGGGGCCAGGCCAGCCACCUCCGUGUCCAUGAGCCCGCCGCCCUCCUGUCAGAGCUGCUGCUGCUGCUGCCGCCGCCGCCGCCGCCACCUCCUUCACCAGCAGCCGCUGCCAACUAGGGCGCACAUUGCUGCCGCCGCCGCCGCCGCCGGGCCCAGUUCGCUCGGUCCUGCCAUCUCCUUCCCUCUGCGCAGCAGAAGGUGAGUGAUGAUCCGCGGAGUCCCGUUGGUUGGCUUGGCGUUGUGGUUGCCCACUAUCCCUUUCCUGCCUUCCACAGGCUGCUGGCGUCCCCCCCCCCUUCCUAGUCCUCGUUAGUCUUCUCCCCCCCCUCAUUCCUGCUUUCCAUUUCCAGCCUGGGAUUCUCUGCCCUUCCCUCUCCUGUUUAUCUCUGCUUUUACCUACUGGCUGCCCCCUAAUAUGUUUGGAUGUCCAUGCUUUCCUGACUAACUUGAAGGCUAGAGAGGCCAUUUCAGGUAUUCUAAUGUCUGGCUUCAAUGCUUACUGGUUGUAACAGCUAAAAGGUCCUCUCAGUGCAGCUGGUGGUUGCCUGUUUUCCUCUCAGUCACCUCCCCCUGUUAACUAAAGGGGAGUUGUCACCCUGCUUUUAGUGUAACCCAUAAUAAUUUCCCACUUUGUUUGUUGAGGGGGGCAGACAAAUGGACUGCCCCUUAGUGUACAGUUACUGCGUUUGAUUGUCUUCUUGCAGCAUGGAAUGUACAAAUGUGCGUUUCCUUUUCAUCCGUGCUAUAACUUUACAAGACUGAAUUAUGAUGAUGAGGUCCAUUUACAGUUUAUUUAUGCGAUUAUACUCAUAUGUGUCUGUAAAAACAAAGUGAAACCCUAGGUCCACAGGGAAGGGUUUUCUGAGAUUUCUUUACAACCUCCACAAACAUAGUUCAACAACUAACACAAGUGAUCCUUUUGUAGCGAGGUAGAUUGUGGUGUGUCAGUUUUUAAAAGUAAGCUUGGGUAUAUGCAUUCUGUGCGGUAGACCCAAGUAAAAAUCCUAAGCUCCUUAUCAGGCUGGAAAGAUAGUUAUGACUCAAUAGAUGAUGUGUGUGCAAACAGGCCAAUUAGUGGGGGAAAUCUUUGCUAUGGUGACUCAAUACAUACAAAGCACAUAACUGUUUCUUUGAAAUAAGGCCUUGUUGGACAUUGGUAAGCAGGAAGUUGUCUUCUUCGUGUUGAGUAAUUUCUCUCUUUCUUAUUCUGUAGGAAACGACUACAGACUCCUGUGUGAAGAGAAUGGCUGUGACUUUAGAACAGGCCCGAAGGGCGGCCUAUAUAUUUCUGAAAGCACUCUUAAGAUUUGGCUUCAUGGUUGCCAAUAACCUUGUUGCUAUUCCGUCCUACAUUCUGUAUUUAAUAGUACUGCAACCUCUCCGAUUGUUGGAUAGUAAACGGUUCUGGUAUAUUGAAGGAGUAUUAUUUAAAUGGCUUUUAGCUAUGGUGGCUUCCUGGGGCUGGUGUGCAGGAUAUACAGGUAAGAACAACUUACUACUUGAAAUUGAUUAUGCAUGUAUACAGAAGUAAACCUAUAUGUGGAAGUCUCCUAAAGUCUUUUUAUGUAUUAAUAGAGAUUUAUAUUCAAUGCUUGUCGAAUAGCAGAAUUUUGGCUUAAAGACACACUUGACCAAAGGGAGGAGGGGGUAGGACAGGUUGACUUCCAUGGGAAAGAGGAAGCCCUUUUGAAAUCGGUGAGAUUUGUUGCAAAGUAAAUACAAACAUAAUAUAUACUUAUAAGGCUUCCGGAAUAGAAGGACACUUCAUGCCCUUCCAUGGGAUCUAUAUUGGUGAGAACUCCUUAACUCCAUCAUCAGGAGUGGUGGGUGCAUUUUGCCCUCACUUCAAAACAGCAAUACUUUGCUGUUUUCCACCUGGCUUAAUAGUAAACGCUCACAGGUUUUAUUCUUCCUGAGCUCUAUCCCAGAUUGUGUCUUAAGAUUGUGAUAAAGUGUAACAGAAUAUUGGGAACUGGCUUUGUAAAGUGCAUGAAUUAUAUGUGCACAUUUAAUGAUAUUAAAUGUGCAAACUGGAAAACAUGGGCAUUCGGUUAUGAAUGCUGACAGCUCUAGAUACAUUUUGUGAAUACUUAUGUACAUAUUUCUGUGACUUACCAUUUACCAGAUUUUGGACAAUCGAAAUUUGUGGAUAUGCCAGUGAACAACAAUCACUUGUCUGUGUUUGUAAAAGGGGAAAUAAUACAUAUAUUAUAAAUAGUUUGACUAGACAGGUUUGCUUUUUCUGAAAUUCUUAAUAAGUGACUUCCAUUUUACUAAUGGCUUCCCGAACUAUAAAGAUGCAUGAGGACUGUUCUUGGCUUGCUUUUGUUUGUUAGAACAGUGUGUAAUAGUAGCUUUUGGAUAUUGAUAUGCUCACAGUUUAAAAAAAGAGGUAGAUAACUCAGUAUCUACGGAAAGUCCCAUGCCUCUAUGCUGCAAAAUGUUCUCUUAUCUACUGAUAUAUAUGUAUAUAUUUUGUAGAGCUUAGACACGAUCAUAGUGCCUCUCAGCACUAACAGAAACUAAUACUGUAGGACUUUUAAAGAACCUGAGCUAAGUGCAGGCAACAAAUGAUUUAGGCGUGUCUGAAUGACAUGCGAACGAUCACAUAUGAUGCUGAACCCAGAAGUGGACCCCCCCCCCGCAAACGUCAUAAAGACGUUACAAAAAGGGAAGUGGUGGGCUUAUGCCUCCACUGAUGUGUUCGGCGUCCAGAACAUAACCCCCAUGCGAAAAGAGAAUUGCCUGUAUGUUUAUGGGGGGGGGGAUUUCCAGUAGUUCCUAGUCAGUAUAUUUUAAUUAGAGUCUUUGUCAGUAUAGCACUAGAAUCUAGAAAGAACUUCCUCACUUCUCUGCAAAGUAGGCUUCAAGAACAGCUGUCCUUUUUAAUAAUAUGCCAUGUUCUAUUCUAUCAUGGGCUUUUCUGAGUAAAACCUUUUUUUAAAAAACCCAGAUGCUUUAAGAUGAGGUUUUGUUGGUAGUUAUCCAAUGAUUCCAGCUCAUGUUCAUAUUAUAUAAUGUUCUCACUAAAGUUUUAAUUGGCCUACAAUGUGAAUGCGGUGCAAGUUUGUAUUUUUGUUAGUCUUUUGUCAUUCACGAGCAACAUUCACAAAAGGUACAAAUAGCUGGAGUGUGGCUCAAAGGUGCUUUUAAGGACCCUUCGCUGUAAUGCAUCCCACAUCUUUGGGGCUUCUUGAGUAGUGCAGUGCUUCAGAAGUGCUCACCCCGUUAUAGAGGUUAAUCAGAUACUCAUUUUCAUGCUGUAGAUUUCAAAGAUGUCUAUUCAGAAAAAGUCUACAUAGUAUUCACAAUGGAAAGUUUCCAUCUGAGGUCUUCACACACACACAUUGAAGAAAAAUUCUUCCAGCAAGGAUUGAGGAUUUUGAUGCUUUACUGUGUUAUGUAUGUGAGGUUACUGUAAAAAUGAUGAGGUUAAAGACCUCGUUUAUUAUCCUGAGGAUGUAAUAUGACAGUUUUAGUUAAAAUUCAGGCCAAUUGUUCUGUGAUAUUAGAUGAUGUUAGUGGUUCUGAAAGGCUUUUUUGUUUUUAGUUCAUUUCUUCUGACAGCAGGUGAAGGUUUUUUCUUCUGCCUGUUGCGUGAAAGGCAUUAUCGGCAUAAGGUAUAUUCGUAAUCUGCCACUGAAAUUAUGACAGACCUAUUAGUUCUUUUUUUCCUUUACAAACUUAAGAAUUGUAUAGGUUUGUUUAGGAUUCAUAUAUGGUCCUUGUUAGCAUAUCAUGCUAAUAAUGCACACCGUGACUUAACCACUUUGCUCCUACAGUUGUUCUGCUGAUUUAAACCAUGGUUUGGCUUAGCAUGUCAUCCAUACCUGAGCUCAAGGUUUAGCGCGCUCUAGACAAACCACAAGCUGUAAACCAUAGUACAAACUUUGAUUACAGCUCCUUACAAGCAUGGGUUCAGACAACACAUUAUGCCAGCCAUGGCUAAAGCUGCAGAAUAACCAGAGGAGAAGAAAAGUAGUUGUAAUCACCUCUCUGGGAGCCUACAUAUUGUUUGUUCACACUAAUGUUUUGGCUCAUUCAAACUAUACCAUUGUCAACAAAGUGGUGAUAUCAUUCUGUUUAUGCUAUACAUGAAGAAAUUAGUUGAACAUAUGAAAUUGUAGGAGCCAGUGCAUUUUUUCCUGUAGAUGUUUGUGUUAAGAAAGGAGAAGUACAUUUCUUAUUCCCUGUUUCCCUCCCCUCCCCAAUUAUCAUUACCUCAGGCGUUCCAUAUACCUAUAAUACUUGUGAAUAUGUUCUUAAAAGACUUGAUGUGCUCCUUAGUGUUUAGAAGGUAAGUGCCAGUGCUUAUUUGCAUAAGAUCACAAAUUCUGGAAGAUUUAGAAAGUGGCCCUAAAAAAGAAAAUCUCUUUCAGUUCUUUCUUUACAUUUGUACCAUGUGCUUUACAGUUAUGUCAUCUGUUAGCGUUUGCUCUAGCAUUUGUCUUCAACUCCGCAGGUGUCAACAUUUAUUUGCAUUCUUGUGCUAAAACAGAGUGGAACUGUGAUGCAGAGUUCAGAUGACUGCUUCUUUGCCUAAAUAUUCUAUUUAUGGUGACAAAUUGGUUUUGCCACAAACCUCCCAGAAAUAUUUUUGUGGCCUAGUAAUUAGCUGACUUGUCUACUAUUAUAAGAGUACUUGAGAGUAUUUAUGCUUGGUUAUAUAUUUCUGCUUUCAGCUGUUUCUAAACAUGUGCUCUUCAAUAACACUCAAAAGAAAACACAAAUCUCUUGUUAACAAACUGUUCUUUGUUUUCUGUUUUUGAUAUAAAGCUUCAAUAUUAAGGCCAAACCAGGCAUGACAGUGCUUGUCCGCUGUCUGCACCCUUCACGAAUAAACUGAAGGGUGUGUGUGUCUAUAUUUUUAACACCAAAAGAGGUGCACAUGUGAGGAAAGCUGAACAGGUUCUCAGUAUUGUCAUAGGCAUUUUUAUUUCGUCCUUGGUUACUUCUGGUGUUGGAGUUGGGUUUAGAGAUAAAGGAAUUUGGGCAACAGACUACAUAAGAGUAAGGUAGGAUGAAAUUCAACUGAGACUUCUUAUUUUCUGUGACCAGUUCCUGGGAAGGGUCUUCCCAGAAAACUAUAUAUCAAAACUAACUAUACUCUUUGCUUUGAGCUAUUCUUAGUACUAAGUGGAUGAAAUUAUAAUAGGAAUGGUAUUAUUGCAUGUCCUCAUCUACACAUCACUGAUUAUUCAUGAACAGGUGGAACCAUAUGUUUGGAUCUUUAACCAAGAGUCAUGGUGUGCCAUGGAAAAUUGAGUCUCCAAUUAAAGAAAUUGGUAUUGAGAUCAAGACUGAGAGAUACAAAAUGUCUAUGUACAUGGUUUAUUACAAGAAAGGGAAAAAGGUUCACUGAAUUACAAAGGCAUUAUUUAGAUUGGGUGGCAACUAUGUGGUUAAAUCUAUAGAGAAUAGAAGAGAUUGGGGCAGAUAGAAUGAGAAGGAGGGAUGUGCCGAUGCUGAGAGAAUUUGGAAAAAGACACACCAAAUAAAGGAAGGGUGACUGGUGCUACGCAGAUACAAAGGGAUUCAUGUUGGAAUAAGGAGGAGGAAUGAAGAGGUAAAUAACAGUUCAUUUGGUGACAGAACUUGCUUGAGAGUUUGAAAAGGGGAAAAAGAAAGUAGAAUUAGAGAAGGAAAACCCAAGCAUAGAUACUGAGCCCAUUCACCCAUCAUAGUAAGCCCUAAACUAUGACUUAGUACGAACAAGCAGCUCACUAGUGCAUACCGUUGAAUUGCUCCUGCACUGGGAGGUAGGACCAACAGAACUCAGUGUUGGCUUACUGUGAACUAGUGCUUUUGGUUUGUUUCUCCAAACAAGCCGCAGUUGGUAAGCCAAGAGUGUUUUGAUGUUUGUUGGGAGGUCACACAAGAACUGGGGCUUUCUGUUGUCCAUUAAUAGGUCAUAAUUUGUUCUCAUUAUUAGGUUACAGAUAACUUGGUUUUUUGUGCAUCCAAUAACCUGAGGCAUAAAAGACCAGGCUGCUCUUUUUUCCAUAUAAAUAGAGGGUCACAGCUGGCUUGGCAAACAUUCCAGCUAGCGAAGAGACUGAGAGACCAAAGUAGGAGUGUGGGGACAAAGUGGAAGUGAAUUCGUAGACUCUGGUGACAGGAUGUUCAAAGGAUAACAGUGCAAAGUUCAGUGCAGCAUGCAACUAUAGUUUAUAAAUUUACCUCCAUCUGGUUGUGGAACAGUGUUGACUGAGUUGUAGUAAAACACCCAAGGAUGAACUUUGUAAUUGCCAUGGAAUAACGCAAUAUGAAAAACCUAAUAUAGCUGGUUUUCUUUUUUAGUCCUUAUUUCUGAGUGUUCAGUAUACUGUAUUUUCAAAACUCUCAUGCGAGGUGGAAACACUCCUUUUCUUCAAUAGAAUUAUUUGAUUCUCAGGAUUUUAAAGAACUAUUUAGGCAGUAUAGCUAGCACAAGUGCCUUGGGGAAACACGUUGACUGCCUCCGCUACUGAAGAGACCGAAAAGCAACUUUCCAUUAUUGACACCAUGCAUAGAAGAUGGAGCUCAAGAACUGUUAACAUGGGGAGGAUGUGACACAUGGUAUACAGUUUUUCUUUCUGCAGUAGGCUUCCUAGGCUGUACCUAGUUUCUGAUAGAUUAAUUGUGGGUGGGAAAUGACACAGUUGGAAAAAGUAUAAAUUUAUAAAAGAAAGUGAAUGUGUUUUACAGUUGUGGCCUAUGCAAAAUAUCUUGUGGUAACCUCUGCCUUUUUUAGCUUCACCCACAUUUACCUUAACUUAUUCAUAUUGUGUAAGAUGUGUGCCUUUGGGCUAGCUGGAAAAGAAGAUCAGGAAAGAAAUUUGCUUAUUUAUUACAGUGCUUUUCUUAUUCAUAUUUAAAGCUAGAAUCUAAUUUUUUUAAAAAAAAAUACAAUGUGUUGCAGUAAAAUUACCAAAGAAUAAAUCAUCAGAGGAUUUUUCUUGCCUGUCUCUGGGAUUAUAAUAUUAAAGGGAAUUCACGUCUAACAGAUGUGAUUAUGUAAUUGUCACUUGACAAAGUGUCUUACUGGUGUUGAGUUCUAGAGUAGGUGGGCUGUGCCACUCAGAAGGCUACUUUGGUCCCUGCUGAAAUUCAGAAACAGCUCAGGUCUCUCCAGCAGUUUUGGAGGGAGGUUACCAUAGCAAUCCAUACAUUAUAUUUGGCUCCUAGAUUUCUAAGAGAAACUCCUUACAGUGGACGCUCGGGUUGCGAACGUGAUCCGUGCGGGAUGCACGUUCGCAACCCGCAGCGUUCGCAACCCGCGUCUGCACACGUGCGGGUUGUGAUUCUGCGCAUGCGCAAAGUGCGAUUUAGCAUUUCUGCACAUGCACGACCUCCGAAACCCGGAAGUAAUCCGUUCCAGUACUUCCGGGUUUCGGCGGUCUGCAACCCGAAAAGAUGCAUCCCUUAGCGGCUGUAACCCGAGGUAUGUCUAUUCUUCUUUAAAACUUUGCUGGAGUUGUGGUGUAGGCAGGCUUCAGGUAACCUAUUCAUUAGCAGAGAGGUGGCAUAUACACCUUUCAUAAAGUUCUACAGCUUUAAUUGGUCUUAAUGUAUACAAUUGUAUUUUGAUUACCAUAUUUGCUUGGAUUUUCCUCAUUGUAAACUGCUUUGGAAUCUGUUAACAAUAAGUGAUCUAUAAAUGGACAAAAUAGAUAAUUAUGGGCUAUGGAGCCCUGGCAGAAUUCUGAGAACAAACAUUUGAAGUGGUAGACAUGAAUUAGAUGAAGCACUGGAAAAUGGAAGUGGAGUUGGGAAAGGCCUUCUGGAGGUGUCCCUGAAUGGUUGGGGGUCACAUCGAUGAGGACUGCAUUUGUCUUUAGGCACAUCCAUUUUUGGCUAUACUAGAACCACCUCACUUUGAGGGAAAAUAAAAUGAAAACCUGUUUUCUAUGGAAUAUCUCAUCUCCAAAGAGUAAGGCGUGUCCAUACAGAGAAGGAUAAGUUUGCACUCGAACCAUAUUAUCCACUGAGGGUGUGGUACAUCUAAUUUCAUGUGUUAUCAAAGGGGACACUGCUGCUGGGAUUGUAGAAAGGGUAAUAAUACACAACAGAUCACAACUGAGGCAUUUGGUUACUGCACACAGAAGACUCUUCUGCAACAAGUUGAUUCCCAAGGAGGAAUAUCAGGAUUUCAGCUAUUGAUUUUGCUUUCUCUGGCAGGGACCUGCAACUUAAAUUUGCUGGCAUGCGUUUCGGUUUUUGUGUAUGGAUUAUAGCCUAGGGGAGUUACAAUUGAGUUGAAUUGGUGAGAAGAUAAAAGGGUUUCCGCACAAUGAUAAGGAUGAUAUUGCUGCAAUUCUGAAAGAUGUUUACCACAGCAUAAUUUUGAAGAAUUGUCCCUUGUUUCAGAAGCAUCCAGCAUCCUAGAGCUUGGGGUAGCUAUAUUUCAGAACGUUGGACUUUCACAUUCUUUCCUAGAAUGGAUACCACACUCAAGGCUGUGUGUGUAGCUGCCUUGAGUUCCACCAGGGAAAAAGAUGUGGGCAAGUUGUUGUCUCUCAUCCUUAAAUUUCCCAUCUGCAAAAUAGGAAUAAUAUUGAGCUUAUUUUUUAGAGUAUUUUCCUUUUUUAAAAAACAUGUUUAACCCAUGAGCUUCAAAAUAGGGCAGAAUAAUAAAGCAAAGGAAUUGCUGUAGUUGAGGAUGUGCAUUGCACAGAAUCCAGAAUGCACAACUUGUCAAUUGUUCUCUUCUCACCUGGAUUGUAAGGGAACUGCAUACCUGUGCCUGCUGUCUGCACCCAGAUGUUUGACAUCCAAAAUGGCUUGGAAAAGAAACAGAUUUAUUUGUUAGGUUUGUUUUCCCCCAUCCUCCUCUCUGUCACUUGACUUGCCCCUAGUGAGUCAUACUGCUGAUUUUUGCUUAGAAGCCUGGGAGAAGAAAAAGAGGGGGGGGGCUGGAAUAGAAGGGAGCGAAUCAGUUGGACAUCUUUUCCCUUCUGUUUCUUCUUCCUCUUCUGCUGUCACUUGGCUCACCCAGGGCAUGUGUGCACCCUUUUUAUUCUACUGGGCGGGGGGGGGGGGGGGCCUAGCUCUGUACUCAAGAGAAAGAUGAAUGGUGACAGCACAAGCCUUAGGGAGUUCAAGUGACAACUGAGGAGGGUGGAACAGAAGGAAACACACAGGCCAAAUUAAUCCACUCCCUUUCCCAGCCAUGUCUACCUGUUUUCCCCAGGGUCAGUUGCAGGUUAAGAACACAAAGGAUUAACUUUGUUUGACUAGAUGAUCUCUAGGCCCAAGCAGCUUUCUGUUUGCAUCCAAAGGUGCUUUGUGCAAAUAGGCACUUCUGCAAUUCCAUCAGUUUUCCUCUUAUCUCGUUGCACAUCAUAGAGGAUCCUUGUCCCUCAAACAGACUUCAAGUGGGCUUCAGUAGAGAAGAGAGGUGGGAAACUCCUUUUGCAUGUACAGAAGUCUGUUUUCACUUCUUUGGAUCAAACCCUUCAGGUUGAUGCCAUGGAUGCAAGAUCAGUACAGAUUAAACAGCAUGUAAUAAUAAUAUAAAAUCAAAUAAUUAUCUAAAUGGAAUAGAAGGUAAUGUAUGUGAACUUGUAUUACUUGGUGUUUGUUUGCUUGCUUGCUCAGUGGCCUAAUCCAGAUCUCGCUCCACACAUAGAAGUGGAGGGUCUGGAUCCAUGAAGGGGUGGCUGUUAGUGACAGCUAGAAAGCAAAAGGGUUUCUAGUGCAAGAAAUCCCCCCUUCCCCUUAUCUUACUCUGGUUGCUGUAUACAUCACAUUGAAACUCACAGUUCUCCCAUCUUCUGUUGGCUUACAUUCCUAAUGUCAAGUCUUCCCUUUCUGGCAUUCUUUCCCCAUCCUCAGCCACCUCUUCAUUCCUGGCUUUCCUUCCUACCAUACCUUUUUAUAUAAAGGGAGUGGAUGUUGUAGAUUAUUACUUGGGUUGCAUUGUUGAUAGCAUUUUUCAAAAACUGAUCGCAAAUAUUAAGCUCAAUUUAGGUUAUGUGAGGCAGGUUGCUACAAGAUGCGUAUUGGAAUGCAUGUCGUGUUAAAAGCAAUGCAGCGUGAAUAGGCAGCUUUCUCUCUUAGAUGCAUGGAUGGUUAUUCAUCCAGUGUACACUAUAGUUGUCAAUCUAAGUGAUGUAUGCAUGAAAGCCUGCUUCUGCGUGCAGAUUGGGUUUUUUUAAAUUAGAGCAGAACAAAUCCAGAAAAGCAUGGAGUCAUUGCUGGCGGUCCUACUGUUGCUCUGCCUCACCGCAGCUGCAAUACACCAUGCCUGCCACAGGAAAUGUAAGGGCAAUGGUUCUAAUGGAUUUUAUGGGCACCGCUUUAAAACCACAGCUUUUAUAGACAGUUGGCAAUAACUAAAUUAUGACUUGUUUGAUUCUGUCAGGGUGCGUCCAGACUGGCAGAUUUUUAGGAUUCCUUUGCACAAACUGCAUCUGUAUUGUUUUUAUGUCUUUCUUGCAGGGGAUCCAAUUAAAUCUGUACUAAACAAAAUGAUGUGAGCGAAUUCAUACUGUGAUACCAAUUAAGCUGUGCUUUCUAUAGUCCUGUGGUUAGAUGAGCAUUUCUUACUGGAAGCAAAGUGUUCUACCAUUGCCACUUCUUGCACUAUUAUAUGAAUAAACAAGAAGUACUUCAGUUAUGACAAGGAUUAUGAUUUUUUCCUUUUCUGGCAAUUGGGACCAAACGAUUUCUCAUGUUAUUAAUAAUGGAUUUAUUCAGUGCUGUUUUUCUAGAGAAAAGAGGUGCCAGAACUCACCAUGAACACCUCCCUCGCUCUCUUAUAUGGCGCCCACCUGAGAGGUACCGGAACUGAGUUCUGGCUAAAAAAUUGAAAUUCAGCAUGCUUUUUGGGAUGGGAAGUAUGUGAGAAUGGAGACUAGAAACAACUGAAGGGACUUCUGCUUAAAUGACACAAAAGAAGAAAAUGUGCAAGUAAAUCUUUUUAUUAUUUGCCUCUAUGAGUAAAACUUACCAGGGUGUUCUUCCUGAGGUGACUCUCUGAAGCGUACAUCUUGUACACUCUUAUCAGAAUAAUAUGGACUGAUAAAGCAAGCAGGAUCACAGGAGAGGAUGGGUAUAGCAAAAAUGUACUUGUAAAAUUGUAUGUUUUGAUUGUAGUUUUUUUUAUUUUUUAAAAAAUCCUAUUGAGUUCCAUAGAACUUAAUAGAAUUUUGGUUGUAGAUUUAAAUAACUAGAUCAGCAUGAAAGAGCUUCUCAUAUCCAAGAAAAGUGGAAUGUUUUGUAACUUGCAUAAGGUUAUCAUUUGCAGCACCAUUGCUGACAGGAGUGAGGCCUUGUCGGCAUGUAACACCAGUGGUCAGAAACCUGCACUGGUUGCCAAUUUGCUACCAGGCCGGGUUCAAAGUGUUACUAUUAGUAUAUAAAGACCUUAACAACUUAGGGCCAGUUUACCCAUGAGAUCGCCUUACCCUGAGAAUGUCAACCCAACCACUUUGAUCGGCGGAAUUGGCACCACUACAGGUGCCACAUAAUACAUGUUCCACAUUUGUAAGGACUCGAUUGUUAAGUGUGGCAGAGCCUACACUUUGGAACUCCUUGCCCCUUGAGUACUGUGCUUUCACAGGGCUCUUUUCUGCGCCUGUUAAAAACAUACCUGUUUAGACAAGCCUAUUUAGAGAGUCAGUGUGGUAUAGUGGUUAAGAGCAGUGGACUCAUAAUCUGGUGAACUGGGUUUGUUUCCCCGCUCCUCCACAUGCAGCUGCUGGGUGACCUUGGACCAGUCACACUACUCUGAAGUCUCUCAGCCUCACUCAGCUCACAGAGUGUUUGUUGUGCGGGAGGAAGGGAAAGGAGAUUGUUAGCCGCUUUGAGACUCCUUAGGGCAGGCGGAGGCAAACUCCAGGCCUCCAGAUGUUUGGGGCUACAAUUCCCACAUCCCUGACCACUGGUCCUUAGCUAGGGAUGAUGGGAAUUGUAGUCCCAAACAUCUGGAGGGCCGGAGUUUGCCUAUGCCUGCCUUAAGGGGAGUGAAAGUCAGGGUAUCAAGUCCAAACUCUUAUUUUUCUAUCCAGAAGCUUAGAGAGUUGAGGUAAUUUUAACCCAUUUCAGUAUUGUAACUUUUGCAUGUUUUAGAGUAGGGUUGUGAAUCUUUCUUGAUUUUACUGUUUUGUCUUCUGUAGACCGCUUUGCGGUGCAUACAUUUUAUUAAAUAAAUAAAUGACUAACAGUUACAGAUUAGAGGUGUUUUGUGCCUUACGGGUGUUAUUCAACCAAGUCUCACUCAAAGUAGACCCAUUGAAAUUAAUGAAUAUGACUAAGGUCCGUUGCUACUAACAUGAGUUUGACCAAACUGCGGGAGGCAGUGGAAGACGGAAGUGCCUGGCCUGCUCUGGUCUAUGGGGUCACAAAGAGUUGGACACAACUAAACGACUAAACAACAACAAGGUCUGUUAAUUUCAGUGGGUUUACUCUGAGUAAAACUUAGUUGAGCUCCACCUGUAAUUAAAGGUCAACAGCUUUUAAGCGAUUAAUUAUAGUGGUGCCUUCCUUCAUUAGUCCCAUGCAGUGUAUUAAUUUAGUAAUAACAGCAUAGUAGUGAAUGUUCUUCUUUGAACAUUUUGCAUUAGGGGUCUUCAAUAUUUGGCAGGUAAAAUCCUUGCUGUACUAACCUUGUAGGAGAACAGCCAAUGAUGAUACACUGGCAAAUUUUUCAUAUAUAAUGAGGAAUAGCUUAGGUUUUCAGUUUAUUAACAUGUCUGUUAUUCUGUAGAUUAUAUUUAUAAUAUUUCUGUGAAAACGGAACAGUUGACCACAAGCAGUAGAAUAUUAUACAGUCUCAAGCUCUACCACAGCACAUUACAGAAGGCAGGAAAAUAUUGUAAGUGGUCUGCCAAGAACCUCAGCAUUUUUAGUGAGUGGUGGGGAGUUUUGAUCCCACAGCUAUAAGUUAUUGUAUGUCAUCUAGUCAUACCUAUUUUGGUCAGAUUAGCAAAUAAUGAAAAAAUAUCACAGUGGUUCUAAAUAUAUGCUCAAGGCUUAGUUUAGAUGAUGCCUUACUCUUUAGGGUCAUUGGAUCAUAAAUCUCUUUCACUGUUUCAUUUUACAGGAGAAUUCCAUUUUAAAGAAUAAAUUAGAGACACCAGAUGCUUUACCGUUAUUUAUUAUGAACUCAGAUUUUAAUUUCCUCACCUGAAAGUGCUUACAUUACAAUUUCCUUGUAUAGUUAGUGAACUGUAACUAUUAAAACCAAUACAGCUUUUGAUUGCCCAAAUAUAUUUAUACCUCAGUGAUUUGUUGAGGCUUGAAGAUCUUACAUAUGUGAAGGCAUUCUCUUGCCACAGUGUUUAUUCAUAAAAAUAACAUUUGGUUGAAAUCAGUAUUGCAGAUUAUUAUUAUUAUUAUUAUUAUUUAUUAAAUUUGCAGGCAAUCACACAAUUGAGGGAUUUAAGCUCGACUUAAUUUACUUCUAGAUUAAGUAUUCUAUUUCUGUCCCACAUUCUCCGUAGUGGUUGUAGUAGUAGUAGUAGUAGUAGCAAUAAUAAUAAUAAUAAUAAUAAUAAUAAUAAUAAUAAUACUAGGUGUUGAUGCCAGUUAAGCUUAGAUCUUGAGCUUGAUCCUAAAGAAGCUUAAAAUUUGGACAAAAGGUUUGUUGUCUGCAUAGUUAGUUAGUGUGUUUGGAUUUUCUAUUCUGAUACCCAUUGUAAACUAUUUCCAUGGUAGUAAAAUUUGAAAUCCCUUUUUUUUUGUUCACUGCUAUCAUAACUAAUUGCCGAUAUACUGUUUUGCUUUUUCAACUUUAUUUCCAUUAUCCCUGAGACAUUGAAUGGUGGCGGCGUAACUUCUGAAUGUGGCUGUUCGGGUUUUUGUUUUUUUGUUUUGUUUUUUGUUUUGCAGUACACCUGGCACAUUUUGAGGAUUACUUUGUUGUAGCAGUCUUCCAGCUAUUAGACUUAGAUAAAGUAGAUAAGUGUGGGACACGGGUGGCGCUGUGGUCUAAACCACUGAGCCUCGGGCUUGCUGAUCAAAAGGUUGGCAGUUUGAAUCCCCGCGACAGGGUGAGCUCCCGUUGCUCUGUCCCAGCUCUUGUCAACCUAGCAGAUUGAAAGCACACACAAAAAAAGUGCAAGUAGAUAAAUAGGUACCGCUCCGGUGGGAAGGUAAACGCUGUUUCUGUGCGCUCCUCUGGUUUCGCCAGAAGCGGCUUAGUCAUGCUGGCCACAUGACCCGGAAAAACUGUCUGCAGACAGACACCGGCUCCUUUGGCCUGUAAAGCGAGAUGAGCGCUGCAACCCCAGAGUCGUUCGCGACUGGACUUAACUGUCAGGGGUCCCUUUACCCUUUACCUUUAAAAUAGAUAAUAUAUACUUAACGCCUUUUAAUAUUGAUACAGUGGUACCUCAGGUUACAUACGCUUCAGGUUACAUACACUUCAGGUUACAGACUCCGCUAACCCAGAAAUAGUGCUUCAGGUUAAGAACUUUGCUUCAGGAUGAGAACAGAAAUCGUGCUCUGGCAGCGCGGCAGUAGCGGGUGGCCCCAUUAGCUAAAGUGGUGCUUCAGGUUAAGAACAGUUUCAGGUUAAGAACAGACCUCCGGAAAGAAUUAAGUACUUAACCCGAGGUACCACUGUACUUGUGAUUGUCAGUUUAUCCUUUCCCCCUGACUCAAGGGGGCUUACAGGAUUGAAGGUAAUUUCAAUUACAGUGGUACCUUGGGUUACAAACACCUCUGGUUACAAACACUUCGGGUUACAGACUCUGCUAACCUGGAAGUAGCGGGUUAAGAACUUUACCUCAGGAUGAGAACAGAAAUCACGCAGCGGCAGCGGGAGGCCCCAUUAGCUAAAGUGGUAUCUCGGGUUAAGAACGGUUUCAGGUUAAGAACGGAUCUCCAGAACAAAUUAAGUUCGUAACCAGAGCUACCACUGUACAUUUUAAAAGCAAGCAUAACAUUUUCAGGGGAGCUCUUACCAGGAAGACCUGGUCCUCAAUAAAUUUAUUGAAAUACUGACGUGGAUCAUUGUGUUUAGAAUAAAUUGCUUACUUCUGGAAAGGUCAGGACUGAAAUGUGCUGUGGAAUUAUUUUUGUAUUUUGCUGCCUUUUUAUAAUAGAUUGAACUCCUCCUUUGCUGUUCCUCAGUUUUGGUAUGAUGAGUACAUUCCAUGUGUUGAAUUAAAACUGGAGAUAUCUUGAGGCAAUUGUAGAAAGAACAUGGUUUAGGCUUGGAAGCUUCUUUUAUGCAGUCACAGUGUUAAAAAGUACAUCUUGGAUUUGAAUGUUGAAUGGGCUUACUUGAUUUUAUUUCAUUAUUAUUCUGAUAGGCAAGUUAUUUUAACGGUUACUGUAUAAAAAAGUUUUCUUCAUCUUAGUUGUGGAAGUUGUCAUCGCGUUCAGUGGUUUAGCUUUUUAUUCAGUAGUGCUUUGUUAUUUUCCUUUUUAUCUUCAUCUCUUGACUAUUGGAUGAAUGGUUUACAUUAUUGUGAUCCGGACCUGUUAUCUCCUCUUGCUUGUUCUCUUCAUAUUACAUUGAGAAAAAGACAUAAUCUCUUCUAGGCUGCCUCUUAAGCCCUUGGAUCACACUGCAGUACAGGGCAAAUAUUACUUAACAGUGUUACAUUGCAAAUCUGAAAAUAGCCCUGAAUAAUGAUGGUCAGUAACCAAACUAGAUGUGACAGUGGCAGAACCUUUUGUUUAAACCAGCUCUGAACCCUGCGCUUGCUACUUACAUCUCUAUAGCGAUGAGGUAAUCUUUGAGUGAUGGGUUUAGUUCCCUUUCCUCUAAAAUCUAAUCUGGUCUCUGCUUUAUAUGUGAUUGAGGCGGGCUUGGGCUUUGAUCCCACCAUAUAUUUGAAGCACCUACCCUUCCGAAUUCUGGGAACUGUAGUUUAUUUCUCUCAGAACUGUAUUUCCCAGCACCUUCAACAAACUGCAGUUCUCAUUCCUCCCCCACCGGGUGGAGGCAUGCUUUAAAUGUAUGGUGUGGUUGCAGUUUUAGACUGAAAUGAAUUAAUCUUCUGCUGUUUGCAUCCAAUCUGGCCAUAGACUAAGAAGUUUUUUUAGCAUUCUUCAACAGCUGAUCAAAAGUUGGUGCUUACCUUAUUCCAGAGUGGAGGUGAUUCCAUAAACUGGGUACCACAACUGAAAGGGUCAUUUCCUGGUUGUUGCAAGAUGGGAUCUCAGCAUGCUUUGACACAACCAGACAGGUCUCAAUAUACAGGUUGAGAGAAGGUGUUCUCCCAGGCGUCCAGCUUCCAAGUUGUUUACAGCUUUGUAAGUUGACAAGAGAACCUUAAACUUGUCUCAGCAGCAACUUGGUGCCCACUGCCCAGUUCAGUUCUUUCAGAAGUGGUGGAAAAUGCUCACGGCAGGUAGCCCAGUCAGCAGUUUAGCCACAAUGACCCACACACUGGUAACUUCCAGGACUAGACUACUGGAAUGCAGACUACUGGAAUUCACUCUAGUGCUUUAUUAUGCACUAGCUUCGGCUUCAGACCAGUGUUAAGGGCAGCCCUACUUAGAGUGAAUUCCAGUAGUCUAGUCUUGGAAGUUACCAAUGUGUGGGUCAUUGUGGCCAAAGUACAGUGGUACCUCGCAAGACGAAUGCCUUGCAAGACAAAAAACUCGCUAGACGAAAGGGUUUUUUGUUUUUUGAGCUGCUUCGCAAGACGGAAACGUCUUGCAAAUUUGUUUCCUUUUUCUUAACACCAUUAAUACAGUUGCGACUUGACUUCGAGGAGCAACUCAUAGAACGCGGUGUGGUAGCCUUUUUUGAGGUUUUUAAAGACUUUGGUGAUUUUUGAAGCGUUUCCAAAACUUUCCCGACACUGUGCUUCGCAAGACGAAAAAAAUCGCAAGACGACAAAACUCGCGGAACGAAUUAAUUUCGUCUUGCGAGGCACCACUGUACCCAGGUAGACAUAACUGGGUCGGGUCAGGAUCCCCCCAUCCACAUCUCGGUAAUAUACAUCAGAUCAGCCUCUUCAUCCAUAGUCAAAUCAUGAAUGGGUCUUAUUAUGGACUGACUUGGGAUGUGGCAGUGAACCAGUCAAAUACAAAAUUUAAUGGUAUCUACAGUUUCAGGGGUUUUUUUGGUCUACUAAUUGCAAAUCAACCAAAGUUCUGCACCCUGGAAAGCCGUAUCCUGCAAAUUACAUAUUAUGUACGUUUUGCUGAUUUGGUCUAACCAAAUUCAUCUCACUAUUUAUCACUGAACAGAAAUAGAAACAGCUUAUUUAAGAUACUGCCACCCACGCUAGGAGAGCUGAUCUGCCCCAUUUGCAAAGUAGAACAUUAGGAGAGAGGAAUGCCUGCAUCAAGAUAAGCCAACAUGGUGCUCUUCUGAUGUUGUUGGACUACAACUCCCAUCAUCCCUGGUGUGUGGCUAUGCUUGCUGGAGCUAAUGUGAGUUGGAGUACAACAAGAUACAGAGGGUACCAUGUGGGCUUCCCCUGGCCUAUGCAGAUGCGGAAGUGAAGAGAACUGUGUAAAGCAGAUAGGAAGUGGCUGAAAAAGGAGAUUACCGUAUUUUUCGCUCCAUAAGAAGCACUUUUCCCCUGCUAAAAAGUAAGAGGAAAUGUGUGUACGUCUUAUGGAGCAAAUGCAGGCGGGAGGCAGGCAGGAAAAGCCCCCAAGAGCCGCACACAAGUCCCUCCUCCCUCCUCGGGGAAAAGCCUGCAAGAGUGACGGGCUGCCCUUCUCCCUCCUGGGGAAAAGCCUGCAAGCACCGCACACAGGCUCCACGUGGCUAGUGAAAGGGAGUGCUGAGCAGAGCCUGGGAUGCAUACAGGCUCUGCUCAGCUCUCCCUUUAAAAAUAUUUUUUUCUUGCAUUCCCCUUCUAAAAACUAGGUGCGACUUAUGGUCAGGUGUGUCUUAUGGAGUGAAAAAUACAGUAUUUUUUAAAAUGUCAUUGCCGUCUUGCAUUCCCAGUUAUAUGUAUUUUGCUGCUUCUUUGAAAGUUCAUCGUUUACAGCUAUAUUCAGUUAAAAGGCAAAUGAUUUUGGGGGACUAGAAACUGACCUCUGACCUAUUUCGUUCAGGAUUUUGUCGGGCAACCCAAGUGUUAAUGAGCAGCCAGAACUUGGGCCAUGCCAAAGGUUGGUAUACCAAUAGCAAGAUGUGGUUGGAAGCAGUUCAAAGUCAAGGCUAAAGUAAACUUUGUUCUGCAGCUAAGCUUUUAAAUAACUAGCUGCUUGUAUAUCACUGAACUUUUCAAUUGUUCAAGCCUUUUUUACAUGGAACAUCUUAAUUUUUUUUUUAAAAAAAAGAUUGGUAGACAUCAUAGAACAACUUGGAUUGAAGCAUUUAAAAAUGUUCUGCCCUAGAUCAGGUAUAAUAAGGUGUACCAGACUGUGUUGAUCAAGUUAUGCCUACUUGGCUUGUACCUUAUGUAAUUUAUGAUGUCAGGUGGGAACAGGUAAAGACAGGCUUUGGCCAAAAGGGGUUUGCAGGCACCAUUAUUCAGCUGUUUGGCAAUGCCUGCAAAGCCCUGUGCACUAGAUUCUGCAAGCACCGAUGAUCAGAUGAUCAUUGAGGCUUCCAAAGUUUUUGCCUUUUUGGUUUGAUUUCAACCAAAACAGCAGACAGUAUUCCUUUCAGAAUUUAUAUACUAUGUCUUUAUUUUUAUUUAAAAUUCUUUUCAGAACCGUGUUCAUACAGCGUUAAAAACCACAAUACGGUAAUUAUGCCUUGAUUACUUUAAUUUGCUCUACGCAGGGCUGCCCUUGAAGCUGACCCAGAAACUCCAGCGGGUACAGAAUGCCGCGGCGAGACUCCUUACAGGGUCCUUGCUGCGGGAUCACAUUCAUCCAGUGCUUUACCAGCUGCACUGGCUCCCAGUGAAGUACAAGGUCAGGUUUAAAGUGCUGGUUUUGACCUUUAAAGCCCUGUGUGGCUUAGGACCCUCGUACCUACAGGACCGCCUUUCCUGGUAUGCCCCGCGGAGAACCUUAAGGUCCAUAAAUAACAACACUUUGGAAGUCCCGAGCCCCAAGGAGGUUAGAUUGGCCUCAACCAGGGCCAGGGCCUUUUCAGCUCUGGCCCCAGCCUGGUGGAACGCCGUACCGCAAGAGAUCAGGGCGGGAUUUGACAUCUUUCCGCAGGGCCUGCAAGACGGAGCUGUUCUACCUGGCCUUUGGGCUGGACUCAAUCUAACCCACCACCCCCCAUUUUUUUUUUAUGGAACCCCUUAUAUGGGAUUUGUAUAUACAUUUUCCCUCAGCUCUUUUUGCUGGCCCAUGUACAACCACCAUGGAUAGUUGGCCCCGGUGAAUAUUUGACGUUUUCUCCCCUUAUGGCUUUGAUCUAUGGGCUACCACUAAAACAAGGCUGCAUUUUAAGCUGCAUUUUAAACUGUAUUCUAACUUAUUAAUCAACUAUUGUUGUUUUUUUUACUGUUUUUACUGUAUUUAUAUUCAGUGUUAGGAGUCCUGAGCCCGGUCUUGGCCGGGGAGGGUGGGGUAUAAAUAUUUUAUUAUUAUUAUUAUUAUUAUUAUUAUUAUUAUUAUUAACAUAAAUCUUGGGAUAGAAUAGAAUUUUGCUUGGUCUGUGUUUUUAAGUGAACUGAUAUAAUUCACAUCUCCCUCUCUAAUACAUGAAUUGGAACAUAAUUCUCCUUUAGUUUUCAUCUUCUCCAAAUUUGGCAAUGCAGCUCUCAGAUCACAUGUAGAGCAAGUGCAGGGAGGCAAAGUCCACUUGAAUUAAGGAAAUCUUCUCAAUUCCUUUGGUUGUGUCAUACAAAUGUGGACUUCUUGGAGAAGUUGUGAAAGAUCUGGUUCAGGUUUUUAUUUUGUGUUCUGUAUUUUCAUUAUGUUCUCAUUUAGUGUUAUCUCCAUCACAGUGACAAACAAAUGACGUACCAUUAUUUUGCUCCUCCCCGUUCAUGUUAGCUGGGCACUGGUAGAAAACAAGUCACAAUCCCUUUGAUGUCCACACCAAGGGAUCAUAAUUAUUCUGCUUCCAACAAAUCAUGAUUUCCAGCCAAAGUUUGUUCUAAUAAAUCACAAUCAGUAAUCCAAAAAUGAAAUAAAACUACAAUCUCUGGUUCAGAUCAUUUUUGGGUUUUUUGUUUUAAAUUGAAUAUGAAGAGAAGACAAACAGGCCAGAUAGGUGCAUACAUAGUAAACUAUUAGCCAACUGCUUCGAGGCUUUUUUUUUUACAUUCAAGCAGUAUAUAAAUUCUAGUUUAAUGUGGAGUGCAGACUGGGUCAGUUUGUAUUAUGUGCACUGUAAUAGGUAGCAUGCAUUAAGCCGCUCCAUUACUCAAACAUAAAUCCUUUUAAAAAUCAAUAUAUUUUACAUACUUCUAAUUAUAUGCUGAAUAAGUAAUACAACCAUUAGCCUUUAAGGUCCCACGAAAGUCUUUGUUGUUCAUGCAAAGAAUUGUAACAUUAUAUUUUACUUUCAUGCUUUGGUUUUAAACAUGUUGUGACUUUCACUGAGCAAUCACGGUUGUUGGGUAGCUAGGUUUUUUUUAAAAAAACACAACACUGUUCAUUGCAGUUGGAUAUGAACUCCUGCCUCCAUAGCUUGUUCAAACUACUGGGCUUCUCUUUUUAAAAAAAGGAUUAUAAACAUUUGCUUGCUGCACAGUGUAAUUCAUUUCUCAGGACAAAGCAGGAGAAAUUUAAACCGAUGAAUAAGAGCACAUUUAAUUGAAUAAAUUAUUUGUUGGAACACAUGGUUAGGCGAGGUUCCUCUUGGGAGCUUAUUUUUCUGUGUGCACCGUGAAUCAGACUCAAGAGCAAGGGAGCCUUGUGGAAGCUGGCUGCAAGCUGUGCUCUUAUUUCCUCUCUGCAACAGAGAAGAGACUAGAGAUUUCAAGGCAGGCAGGAAUGAAAGGCAUUCCUCAAACCCUCAGCCUACAUUUGUAAUAAAAUAGGAGGACUUUGACUUAUGGAGCUUGAAGGUUGGUGGGAGGAAGAAAGUCAAACUAGGCAGAAAUAGCACAAAAAUUGCCCAAGGCAGAACCAUUAACAUUUAUAACAUGAUACACGGAGGGAGGUUUCAGAAAUAGUUACUGAUAAAGGCUGGAGUUUGCCCUACCUGGAGCAGAGAGUUACAAAUGAGUUGAGUGAAUAACUGAUUUUCGACUGAGAACUUUAGAAAGAUUAGUUUUCAAAUGAGGCAAGAUGGAGUAAUUGUUCCAGGGUUGCUGCACGUAGGAAGGGGGGAUUGAAUGCCCCCAUUGCUAUUUACACUACUGAGCAUAGAAUCAUAAAAUUGUAGAGUUGGAAAGGACCCUUAGGCUCAUCUAGUCCAGCCCGCUGCAAUGCAGGAAUAUGCAGCUGUCCCAUAUGGGGAUCGAACCUGCAGCCUUUGCAUUAACAGCACCAUGCUCUAACCAGCUGAGCUGUAAUGAGAUGGGAGGGAACACGUAGGUUUAUGCAGGGGGGAAUAAUUUAAAAAGUUGCUAUCCUGCAGCUCCAUUUCCCCACUUCAGGGCUGGCCCACCCAUGAGGCAACGUGAGGCAACUGCCUCAGGUGGUAGCAUCCACAGGGGCAGAAGAUCUGGUCUCUGAGGAACGUAUCACCUGCCACCGCUGCCGCUGCCUUGGCAGCAUUGGAGGUCAGCACCCCCCAUGCUGCCUCUGCAGUAACCUCUUGGCAAAUAGGAAGCAGUGCUGGUCUCCUCCCAAUCCUUGUUCCUGAUGGAGAUCUUCACUCAUCCCUUCUCCCCUGGUGGAAGGAAACACCAUUUUGUGGUUUGCCUCAAGUGACAAAAUGUUUUGAGCCAGCCUCCCUGCUGCUUUGGGGUUUUUUGGGGGGGGGGUGAGAACCAUGGGAGAUCUAAUAAUGGACCUCCAGUCCUCUCUUCAAGUUUAGCUCUCCACUUUGAGUGCAAGUAAUAACCAAGAAAUUUCAGGAGGGAGAGGAAGGUAGAAGCACCAUUAUUGCACCUGGCAAGGAAUGGGAGCGGCCUUCCUCACUUUGCCUAUGUGUAUUUUAAAUCAUUAAUAUCUGAAUAUGUUCUCAUUUCGCUUUUUUGGUUCAUGGAUCUGUUUAUAUUACAACUCUGUUGGGAACCACCUAAACUCAGAGCUAUAGUUGCCUGCCCUCAGGUCUAUGGUUACAAAUAAACAGAAACUGAAAUACUUUGCCAUGCAGUAGACAUUACUCCCCCCCUCUCUCUGGUGUACUGUAAUUUAUUACUUGAUUGUAGGUGCAUUCUUCAAAUGUCCUCAAAUGUCCGGCAAUAGGAACAAUUUGUAAUGGAAGUACUUGUUCUUGUUCAGUAGCCCUUUAAACAGUUUACCUCUGGUUGCUCCUUGGCCAUUUCACAGGGGAGCACAUCAAUGUUCUUGCUUAGUUGCUGCACUCCUGGUGAUUGAUAGAUGGAGGGGUUUGUUUGUUUUUUAAGCCUUUAUGCAUGGAAAGAAGCACAAAAACCACCUCCCAAACUAUGUUUGUUUUCCUUGCUCCAGCGGUCUGAAGGCUAAAGGGUCGCUUGCGAGCAUGACAUUGUGGAAAGGAGGGUUUGACCACAGAGCCAUGGCAAACUUUAAACCCAGCCAGAUUAAAUAUAAUUCAUUUGUUUCUGUACAGGUCACAAGCACUAUUGAUUCUGUCCUGUUGCCUAGGGCCUUAUUGCCAGCACUAGGUUUGGAUCUGGUGGAGUGGAUUCUAGUCCACAAAACUUAACCCACUUUUAUCAGACAGUGGGCCAGGGCUCCCCACUGUUCACGGGCCACUUUUAACUGGGCCUCAGUGCCAUAGCCUGCGAGCCAUGCCAUAAUCUUUGGGUUGAUUCCAUAAAAGGAAGAACCUCCUAAGGAAAGCUAAGCUGUGAAAUAGUUUGCCACAAGGCAAAUGCUACAGCAAAGAAUUGAGCAGUAAUCAGAUAUGGAUUAGCUAUUGGUAGAAAGUGGUGUCAAUAAUUGCCAGCUGAUUAUGCCAAGCUCUGCCACUACUUGACACUGUUUUGCGACUGGCUUCUCCCCUGUAUCUCCCGUUUUCUGUCUGGUGGGCCUUAGUAAGCAUCUUAAGUGGCUUGAGGAUAGAACGUUUGAGAACCCCGGCCUGGCCUGUCAUCAGUGUCUUUGCUUUUAAGGUGCCACAUUUAAGGUGUCUCUGGCUUUUGCUGCAACACACACAGCAACUUUCUGGUACUUGUUUUUGGUUUGUUUGUUAAACUACUGUUUUUAAGCCCACCUUUCUAGAACUGCUUAAGGCAACCAACAAUCAACAUUUACAGGAACAUCAUAUCUAUAAACACAGAAAAGCAGUGCAGCUGAAAAGUAGUCCAAGCUUUCCUACAGAGAAAAACUCAGGAGUGACUUUUUAAAAAAGCCAUCAAUUCCUCAUGCCCCCAAGCUUUCCUAAAUAAAUGAGCUUUACAUAACUGACAGAAAGCCGAAAGGGAAGUAUACAAUCAGAAUUUCUGUUGGAGGUCAUUACACAGCCCCGAGUCACCACUGGGGGCCCUGCUCCAAACACCACAUUCCUUUACUUCACUUAAUCUGGUCCUUUGAUAAUGAUAACAAUAGGCAGAUAGUGGUGCUCAUCAAGUUCCCAGGUUAUGAAGUGUUCUCAGGUGUUUUGCAAUAUUGCUUAAACAUGUUUAUCUGCCACAGCAUUCUGGACCAUCUAUGCUUUUCAGGCUAGUUUCAAGGGCAAAUAUAUGCAGAACUUAUUGCAAUACUGUAAACCCACAACUAGUGAUGUUAAAUUCUCGAGAAUAUUCUUUUGGAGAAUAUUUUCGAGAAUAUUCUCAAUUAAUCAGAAUAUUAGAGAAUUUUCAUUUAAAAUAGGAGAAUUUUCAUUUUAAUGCAUUGAAAAUGAUAUAAUUAGUUAAUAUACAUGUUUAUUCAUGGGUAAACUUGUUCAGAUGGCAACCAAAAACUGUAAUAGGCUAUCUUGUGCUUCUAAUACAUGGGUAGGCAAACUAAGGCCCAGGGGCCAGAUCCGGCCCAAUUGCCUUCUAAAUCCAGCCCACAGAUGGUCUGGGAAUCAGCGUGUUUUUACAUGAGUAGAAUGUGUCCUUUUAUUUAAAAUGCAUCUUUGGGUUAUUUGUGGGGCAUAGGAAUUUGUUCAUUUCCCCACCCACCCACCCUAUGUAGUCUGGCCCUCCACAAGGUCUGAGGAACAGUGGACCGGCCUCCUGCUGAAAAAGUUUGCUGACCCCUGUUCUAAUAGCUCUAACACUUAAUAACUGUUUGGGUAACUAAAACACAGCUUGAUAAACAAAACUAUAUGCAUACAUAUAAAAAAGAAGCCAUUAAGUGGCGCUGUGGGUUAAACCACAGAGCCUAGGACUUGCCGAUCAGAAGGUCGGCAGUUCGAAUCCCCGCGACGGGGUGAGCUCCCGUUGCUCGGUCCCUGCUCCUGCCCACCUAGCAGUUCGAAAGCACGUCAAAGUGCAAGUAGAUAAAUAGGUACCGCUCCUGCGGGAAGGUAAACAGCGUUUCCAUGCGCAGCGCUGGUUCGCCAGAAGCGGCUUAGUCAUGCUGGCCACAUGACCCGGAAGCUGUACGCCGGUUCCCUCUGCCAAUAAAGCGAGAUGAGCGCCGCAACCCCAGAGUCGGUCACGACUGGACCUAAUGGUCAGGGGUCCCUUUACCCUUUACCUUUAUAUUAUCAUUAUAUGAUAAUACAUUUCAGUAUGUCAUUCUCUGUUAAAUAGCACUUAGUAUCAUUGAAUGGCACUGCAAAAACCAGUUACUAGCACUAAAUAAAAAUAUAGAAACAUCAACUUUUUAAAUCAAGGUCACCUCACAUGCUGUUACACACUAAUUGUAUAGGCCUAGGUACUUUAAGCAUUAAAGCUACUUUGUGUAAAAAAAAAUCACAAUGUAUGGCCAAGGGUAUAGAAUUGCUAAGAAUAAGGUCACACCAAAGUAAAAAAAGGCUAUUACAAAUAGUUGAAAUACAUAUGAAUUCAAAUGUUCAUCAAAUUAAAUGAAUAGCAUUUUUAAAACUAAAAAAAAUAUAAAAAAAUUUAAAAAGUUUUCUGUAGCUCUCAUUUCAGAACUGCCAAUGGUGAAUGAUACAAUGCCCAGUAAUGUAAGUGGAUAAAAAAAAUUAUUAUUCAUUACUUAUGAAAUAAAUAUUAAAUUGCCUCCCCAAGGGCCCCCCUCCUCAGAAGAAGGACCAGGGCCCCGGAAGGAGCGCAAAUGAAGGCUCUGUACCGGUCGGGAAGAGACAGAGACCACACCAGGAUUGAAAAAGCAAAGCCUGAUCUUUAUUGAAAGAACAGGGGAAAAAAAACAACAACACAAAAAACUGUUGCAACAGGGUCCCCGCUCACGCAAUGACACGGAGUCAGAGACCCUGAACAAAGGGACUGCCUUGAUUCUUAUACCUUUUGAUUUUCAUUCAGAUCAAUAGCAAGGAGGUGGGGGGGAAGCGAUAUGAGGGGUGUGAAGUGUGGAUUAACAUAAGGUAAGCAGGAUGUUGAAAGACUUUCUGGAGGUGUCAAUUUGCUGAAGGGCUCAGGUGGUAUGUGUCGAUCUUCGUGUUAUUUAAUUCUGGAUCUGCUUCAAAUGGCUUUUCCUUUAUCUACAGGAAAACCUCCGCAACUGCUGAUAAUCGGCAUGCAGAUGUGAGGCUGGAUGUUUGAGAAGAUGUUCGGAAAUGACUUAAAUGUUAAUGUGAAGUCCUACUCUGCAUUGCUAUCAAUUCGGGUGUGAUAGCCUGAUGUUUGCAUAUUCUUUUUUGAAAAUAAGACUGCUUUAUUUUGGGCUCAUAUCUGUGUGUAUUCAUGGUAUGGUUUGCAGACCCAGUAGGAGGCAGUGUGGUGGAUUGAGUUUUGGCAGCCUUUUGGAUACAAUAUUGAGUCAAGUAUAUACAUUUUGAAAUAUUUAGAUUGUUACAUUCUUUAAAAACUACAUUUUGGAUACAUUCAGAAAAGUAGUACGGCAUUUCAUUAAAGAUACAUCCACGAAUACAUUUUACAAGGAUAGCUUCAUGGAGAAAGAGGUACACAGGAAUGGUAACAGGCACGUCAACGUUAAGAUGAUGCAUUAAAAAGGCACAUAUUAUUUACAUUCAAUGAUACGUGAAAAAACACAGUAAGAUGGCAUCUUCCCAACGAUGCGUUCUUUAAGGCACAGUUUAUUAUUAUUGUGGGACUUUGGGGUAGGAUGAUAUCAUUAGGAUCAUUUUACCUUUAUUCCCCUCUCUGACCCUGAUUCUCCUAUGACAAUUACACCGGCAAUAUCACAGCUUGACUUAUUUACUAGGUUUUUAAAAUGUGGGUUGUAAAACAGGUUCUUACAUUAGAAUUCACAAUUUGUGGAAAAUAUUCUCUGGAGAAUUUUCUAGCAGAGAAUUUUCUCACCUCAUAUCACUACCCACAACCUAUGCGGGGGUUGCAUUCUGGGAAUAGUGCCAAAAACCAAAUUCACGUACAGUGGUACCUCGGGUUACAUACACUUCAGGUUACAGACUCUGCUAACCCAGAAAUAGUACCUCCGGUUAAGAACUUUGCUUCAGGAUGAGAACAGAAAUUGUGCUCUGGCGACGCAGUGGCAGCAGGAGGCCCCAUUAGCUAAAGUGGUGCUUCAGGUUAAGAACAGUUUCAGGUUAAGAACGGACCUCCGGAACGAAUUAAGUACUUAACCCGAGGUAACACUGUAUGGUCAAAACACAUUGGGUUCAGCGGCAGGUGAGAUUGUCAAAGUCUUUUUUCACGGAUGCCUGUCCCCUUUCUGCCCCACCCCCUUAUUUAAGUUUAUUAUUUUUUGCCAAGCUCAUAAUGCGGAAUGUGCAUAAGUUAAUGGAGCGUAAGUUGUGGGCUUACUGUAUUUUGUUUGUUUACAGUACUUCAAUACUAAAUUGAUCAUUGUGAUUGCAAAAGAAUGGAAAACAAUGGUGGGGUCCCACUUUUCCAAGAGUGAGCACAGCCUGUGCAUUAGAUGUAGCUGAUAAAUUAUUUGUGAUGCUACUGCUGUCUUGUCCCCAAGAAGUGUGGGAAUUAUACUAUUGAGAGUUUUUUUCCCCCCUGCCUGCAUUAAUAGUUUCUUUAGGGAGAAAACCUUUUAUCUGCUGCCCUUUGCUUCUCUGGCAUGACUGCAGUGAGCUGCUGGUUUCCAUUAACCACAUCCAACACGGCAUCCAAACUCUUAAACCAGGACUGGGAAACUUGUGACCUUCCAGAUGUUCCAAGACUAUAACUUCCAUCACCCCUGUCCCUUGGCCACACUGGCUGGAGUGAUGGGAGUUGGAGGCCAACAACAUCUGGAGAAUCAUUGUUUCCCCACCUCUAUCUUAAACUAUGGUUAACAUUAACCACAGUUUGUUUGAACAAACUCGCUUCAUAAUCCAUGGUUUGAAGUUGGCUUGUUUUAAACCAAACAUACUUUACAUUAACAAAUAAAAACAGAAGUGAAAAGCUUCUGAACUUUAGAGGAAAAGAGGAGCGUCUACAAGGCCAAGGGUCACUGAUUUGUUCUCCUCGUGCAACACCAGGCAGUGCCUGAUAUCCUUUCUGCUAUCUAGUGCAUUUAAAAUCUUCAGGUGUCAGAAUACAGAUUCCUCUUUUUGAAUUGACACGUUUAAAGUGCCUGUGCCAAUUUCAUGACGGUUCCCCCCCUUAAAGAUAGUAUGCUCUGUAACCAAUAUUGUCAUCCUUACUUAAUUACCAAUGUAUUGAUUAGUGAUUGUGUUCUUUCUGAUGUUUAAUUCGGGAACUGCAAUUCAGUUCUAUCUUACUGCUGCAGAUUUUUGAGUUCUUCUAAGUUUAUAAAUUAAUGUGGUCUGCUAGAAUGCCUUUUGAAUGAAAUUGACUGUUUCUAUUGUGCUGAAGAAAAUAAUUUUGCUUAACUCUUAUAUAUAAUACCAGUUUAACUUCACUUGUAAUGACAUUUUAAAAGAAUUUUUAACUUUUAGAAAUAUGUGGUUUUAAAUAAGUUUUUCUUUUCCCUUUUUUCCAAAAUAGUCAUAGAAUGGGGAGAUGAUAUUAAAACCAUCUCAGAAGAUGAAGCUGUGAUGUUGGUGAACCAUCAAGCAACAGGAGACAUUUGCACCCUAAUGAUGUGCCUUCAGGACAAAGGCACGGUAUGCUAUUUUUGUAUUCACCGCUGUUUCAUACUGGGUAGGCCAUAUUGAGAAUAUGCUCCGAAUCAUAGCACUGGAAACCACUGCCAAGUCUGGUACCUAGCCCUGAAACUCAAAUUCACAUGCAUUUAAUGGAUCUAGCUGCCCUCCUUCCCUGCAGUGUGGCCCAGAUCCUCCAGAUGGCUGUGCUAUAGAAGCAGGGCAUACAGACACCAGAGUUGUUUGCAGGGCAGGAAUCAUUUAGCAAUCCAAGUGGCCUAGGAAAGCAGAUCAAACUAAAUGACUGAGGAAAGGCACAAAGUAAGAGAUGCUUCCCCGGGUCCACUUCUGGAGAGGAAAGGAGUUGAAGUUGCACAGUGAAUGUUACCCAGGAAUGGAAAGCAAAGCAGGGGGCAUUCAAGGAUAGCAAACAUCCUUUUAAUUUUGCCUUGAUGUACUGUAGACAAUGCUUGCUGAAUAAAAAUGCACUGCACUGCAUUAGUCUUUCAUGAUAAAAUGCUCAUAAACCUUGACUGUUAUGUUCACGUGAUAAAAUGGGAAUUCUGCAUUUCCCAUUAUCUUCAGUUCUGAAAAUGGGAUAUGGCCUGCAGACAAUAUUUGUUUAGAAAUAUUUAUGGUCUUUACUCCAAGAUGGUUGAAAUGGGAAGCAUUUGAUUUAGUGUUCUAUUUCUAGUUAGUGCUAGGCUAUAAAAGUGAAUACAUGCCAUCCAUCUGUUUGUUUGUUUUUUCAAUCAAAUGAAUGUGGGUUGAAAUAAAUUGUUCUGAACAUCAGUCCAAAAAUGAAAUUGCUUCCAGUAGUUUGUGUGUGUGCAUGUAAUUGUGAUGAUACCAGAAUUCUUAAUUAGUCCGUUCAAAUGGUAAACUUAGCAGGUUUAUAAUUCCUGUUUGCAUAAUGAACCCUGACUUGGAGCCAGUGAAAUUUAUUACAAGCUAAACUCUCUUUUCUGUGCCUCUGUCAUCUGCGUGGAACUCCAUCUUAUAGCAAGCUCAGAUUUUGCCUAUUGUAACCCUUUAGUUACCGAAGGAGAUGAAAAUAUCACAUGUUGUACAUGUUCAGAGAAAUUUUCCUUUUACCACUUUGGUUCUUUUGACGAAGUGUAGCAAAGCAGUUUAAAAGUUUGGAUCAGAAGCUAUACAACCAUCAAUCACUUUGGAGAAUCAGACAUGUUGAUUUGCACCAUUUCUUUCUUGCUCAUGGUCGGGCAUUCUUUUCUCCUCCAGCUAGUUACUACUGAUCCCACCCCCCACCCCCACCAUAUCAAAUAUAAAGUUUCUUUUUUCUUUUUUGUAAGUAAAGUACAACUUGACUCAGGUUCUGGGUGGCACUGUGAAGGAGAUGAGAAAGGCAAUGCAUUCUCUGUGUGUUCAGCCUUUUGCAGUACCUGCAUAAAUUCCUGCCUGUUGUCCUCCCCAACACCAUCUCCACACAAAAUUGUAGCAUGCGGAAUUCAGUUCAGUCUGCAUCAAAUGCUAGCUAGGAAGCAAACCUGGUAGCCCAAUGACCCCAGGACAGUGGAACUCAAUAAUUUCACGGGUUAGAUGAGAUGAACCUCGUGGUCCCUUCCAACCCUACAGUUCUAUGGUCUAUGUGGCUUGUAGAGUUAAUCCCCAUGGGAGGGAACCAUUAUCCCUUCUUGAUGAGCUGUAUUUUGGAGCAUUUAUCCAUCACUGUGUCCCUCAAGAGAAGUUGUCUGGAAGGAACUACUUUUCAGACAGCAGUUUUUGCACUUUCAGCUGCUGUUACAAGAUGCUCUCAGUACAAACUUUGAAGAUGGCAUUGGUGGGACCGUACAUCUCACCAUAGAUAUUUGCAAUAGUUAAUGAGUACAAGACUACAUGUCUGUUACUACUCAUUGGUUUACAGUUGCAGAUAUGGGCAGUCUGGUGAGACAACAGGUGGUUCUAAACAACUGGGUUUGGCUGUGUACAUGCGUGCAAACUGACAGCAAUCAUUCUGUUGAGUUCUGAUUCCCCAGCCUGGAUUUCAAAGCAGACAGUGCAACAAACAUUAUGAAGACACUGUAUGAUGGUAGGAUCCAACAUAUCUCACUGCUAAAACAUGGUUUUGGAAGGCAGACCACACAUAAAACUGCAAGCAGUAUUAGUGAUUAAUUCAAGCAAACUGUAUCUUCACAAACAAGACUGAAAGACUUGGUUUGCAAGCCCCCUCCAUAGAGGCUGGCCCCUCUCACUGUCCUCGGAGCUUGCUUACCGGUAACCUCCUCUGGCUGAUAUCCAGACAGACCAGGGAGAUUUUGAUAGGCGACAUUUUCCCAAGCGUGGGUAAAAUGCACAACCCCUCCCUCCUGCUUCCGCAGGAGAAAGAAAAUAAGUCAGAAAUCUAUUUACAUGAUGUUUAUUUCUGACAUUACAGCACUAGAGAAAAACACGUCCUUUCAGUUCAGUUCUUCUAGCACAUCUGACAAACUUCCUGAACAUGCGCAGUCGGAAGGUUUCAAGUUACACUCUUCACAAAGACUUAUCCAGCCUGUGAACGUCCUGGGAAACUUCUUUCCCACAGAUAGGCACAUCAUGUGAUGUCAACAAUCUGGCUGUCUGCAGCGGUGAUGUUUCCAUAUACUGACAGAGACCACCACAACAACAUAGCACUGUGCUGCCUAGUGUAGGAUGUCCUUGCAAGUUGGAACAGCAAGCUGCAGUAGUAUUGUACCUCUGCAAACAACCCAAAUCAAUGGUGGGUUGUUGUUUUUUACAACUUUCACUUCAUUCCAGGGCAAUAGGAAUAAUAAAGGACCUUUCUCACAAGCAGCCUUCUGACCAAUAGGUCAGUUCUGACCAAUAGGCAGUUCAGGGGGAGAUUAUCUGGUUACCUUACCCCAAGAUUCGUUAACUAUUUAGGGAGGAAGGUCCUGUUUAAAAUAAGUUCGGUAGGAUGAAUGAGUAUCUGGUGGGAGAAACUGUAAUGGCUUGUCUUGAAACGCACUAGGUGUUUGUAAGGUACAGCAUAAAGUAUCUGAUGCACUCAGUAGCAAUUUUUCAAAGGUUAUGGAACAAAUCUCAGCAACAUCCAGAGACACUGAGACUGAUCCCUCGUUCGUCUUGCAGAAGUCCCAGGUGGAUUGUCUGGGACUCGUAAAUGAAAAUGAUUAUUCACCUUAUACCAGACAUGAAGCUGCAGCAGUGACAAGGCAGGAACUUGCGAGGGGGAGGGUGUGCCAGAAUUUAACAAAGCCCUAAGGACCUAUAUGCUUUAUCAGAAACACAAGUGGCAUUUGCAGCGCUCAGCACACACUGUUUCUUUGGGCUCCCUUGCUAGCCCUCCCACCAGUAUUCACUCUGAGAGUCUGUUCAGCACAGCUGGAAGGAUUGUAACAGGCAGCAUAAAUAAUCUGCCAACAGAGAAUGCUCAUAUUUGAACCACUCAUGGAUACCAAAGAUGCAGCCAGUGGACCCUUAAAAACUCAGUUGCCGCCUCCCAGCACAUGUAUCAUACAGCAACAGCAGAAGCAGUAGCCGUGGAGCAGGAAGAUGAGAAGAAGGAGAAAUGACCGAGCCUUCAUCAAAGAGCCAUUUUUGAAGUCCUCAUUGAAGUCAAUAAUGAACUACUUUUCAAAACAAGCAUGAAAACCCACAGUGCAAUAUUCAUACCAUCAUGCUAGUUUAAUGCACAAUAAAGUAAAGCUGGUUAUCUACAGAAACAGUGUUUAUUAUUUUUGAUAAUUGAUGAAACAUGAUAUGUUUAUAUUUCCUGACUUUAAAUUAUUUUAAGUACAACAAGGCAGGAAAGGAAGUAUAACAAAAACCAAACAAACUUCUAAUAAUGAAGCAAAAAUUGAUUAUUUCUGUCUUAAAAGUUGCUUAAUUAGGCACUCUUUUCGAGUUUUUUAAAAUAAAUAAUACUUUGGAUGAGAAUACAAACUUUCCAUCCAUCCCAUUGUCAUUGUUACUAUUUUAAAUAAUAAAAAUAAGUGAAGGAGUCUAGCGCCUCUGCAGUUAACCGUCCCACCCCCCAAAAAAGAAAUAAAUACACUUACGCAGAAGCAGUCUCCACAAUGACGACAGCAGCAUACUGAGUCUUGCAACAAAUAGGAAUGGGCAUUUUGGCUUGUUCCAUAGCUGCUGUCUCUGCCUGUGGUUCCAUGUUGAUCUACUCAUUAUUGUAAAUGAAGCCCACAUGAGAAGGGUGCCUUGUGAUUUGUGGGGUGGAAAAGGAAUGCCAAAUUCACACUUUUGUUUCCAAGAUCUGCUUUGGUGACGUGCACACGCAAAAAUUCAGAGAUGCUUCAGAAGAUUGUAACACAGGAAAGAGUUUGCCUGGGUUUAUAACCCUGGACUGGUAACCUGGCUGCCUGAUUCUGAAUUAUAAUGGGUCAAUUCGCCCAUCUGUAGUUAUUAAUAUAACUAAUAUAAUAUACUGGUAUGGCAAAGUUUAAACAACCCAUUCCUUGAUUAAAUACUAGCCAUUCGCUCAAUGCCAAUAAGGCAUAUAGGGUUAGGACCUUUUGUUUCUCUGGCCCAUUGGUCUUUGGCUGUUAGUUUGGGGCCCCCUUGUUCUUUGCAACUUGACAUAAAGUGGGUCACAGCAGCAACACUAACACCUUACAGAUAUAUAGUGUCCCAUUAAGUGUAUAUUUGAAUGAAAGAUGUGUCCUUGGUAUGAAAAGGUUCCAGAAUAUAGUUCUUACCCAAUAUUGUCUGCUCUGAUUGCCAGCAUUCCAGAUUAAUUUGAGACUGAAUGGUUGGAUGUUUGUUGGGUAACUGGAUUAAGGGGGAACCUGAAUUUUCUAUCAGAAGGUUUACAGUCUGAGAACUAUGUAAACACUACAAAUUUCCUAGAUAGAAACUGCCAACAUAAAAAGUGUCUUCAUAUAGGAAGAAGUGUGAAAAGUUCCUUGAAUGCAUCUGUUUUCACUGCAUAUUUUUAUGUUGAGAAGCUGGUGUUCCCUACACUUCCCCACACUUAACAUAUGCAGACAAAUAGGUGAAUGUGAUUAGCACAUACAACUUACAUGGUCCUCAUGGCUUUUCUUCUCUUGACCAUGCUUUCUGUGUAGGAAAUUUGUAAUGUUCAAAGUAUGGUGGACGGAAUGUAUACAUAACACUGUUUAAGGAAAUAUAAUGGUAGGAAAAAUUAUAUUAUUUUCUGCCAGUGUCUUCAUAUUUCCAAACUCCCUUACCUCAUUGUACACCUGCACAGGUCUUUUAAAAUUAAAUAGUGUAGAUAUUCUCCUUCUGAAACAGAACAAUAUAAAGAUGACAACAGAUAAUUCAUUGAAUAGGUGCUGUUCUUGUAUAGCUUAUCAUGAGAAGCCCAUCUUAGAUUUUUCCUUUAUAUUCUCUUGCUCUCCCUUGCAAGAAAGCAAGCCCAUCUGUUCAAUCAAACCAAUUCGAGGAAUGUAUUCAGUUGAAAGUAAGGACUAUUUAAACUAAUUUUUUAAAAGUGCAUAUGAAAGUCAUUGUAAAAGCUUGUUAAUACAGAUUAAUUGGAAGUGACUGAUUUUCCCCCCCAAGAAUCAAAUGAUUUACCCAAGAUGUUUAACAAAUAGAGAUCAAAUCUGUAUUUUCCCCCUCUGUAAAAUGAAAACAGUGAAGAUACUGGCUUGAGUGGGAGUAGAAUUCUGGGAGAUUAUGUUUUUGCAAAUGAGACUUCGUUGAAAGGUAAUAGUCUUUUAGUGGUUACAUCUGUACAGAGAUAUUCUCGAUGGCAUUUAUAUUCAGACUUCUUAGUAAGGAAAAUGGUUUUCUGCUAGCUAAUGUGUUCUGAAGGGUUACCAUGUUUUACUUUGUACAUUGGCUUGUUUAUUUGUUGUGUUACUUUGGAGUGCACUGACAGGUUCUUGUCUGAACUUCCCCAGGUUGUUCGUAAGAUGAUGUGGCUGAUGGAUUAUAUUUUUAAAUAUACAAACUUUGGAAUUGUAUCUCUAAUUCAUGGAGACUUCUUUAUAAGACAGGUAAUGGAUUUUUAUUUUUUUUAAAGUGUAUCAGUAGCAUCAUCUGCUUUCAAAGUGGCCACCCAUUUCAUCGACUAUGCUAGGUAGUCAUAGUGUAUAAAAACAUUUCCACAGUGUACCUUGGCACAAAACCAACUGUUUAUCCCCAAAUUAAUGUUUCAAAGAUAAUAUAUUAUUUAGGAAUACUUUUAUCCUACUUGUUCCCCAAAAUUCUUCAGGUGGCUAAAAGAGAACUGGGGAGGAGAGAAGAGAGAAUGCAGGAAACAUAAUGGCAAUACCUAAACAUAUAGUAGUUGAAAUGGAAUGCAAAUAAAUGUCUUCAGGGCAAUUGAGCCUGCCUCUUCAUUCCUGGAAACUAGUCAGUACUUUCUAUAGAGCAGAUGUGGGAAAACCUGUGACCCUCCACAUAGUGGACUCAACUUCCAUCCGCCCCAGUCAGCAUGGCUAGUGAUCAGGGAUAAUGUGUGUUAGGGUCCAAUGACAUGUAGAGGGUCACAGGUUUCCUAUCUAUGCUAUAGAGUCUCUGGGGCUAUUUAGGCAUGGUGUGAGCAGGCAUAAGCCUAGCGCUUCCUCCUCAGGUACAAUAUUCUUUCAAGCCUAAUUGCACCUAAUUUGGUGGGGGUAUUACUGAUAGGACAUUUUGACUGACAUAAGCUACAGGUCAGUAAAAUUCAGCUACUUGAUCUAGCCAUUUGACUAGAAUUGGUGGAUCUGGGAGUGUUGUAUAGCUGGUGAAGAAGGAAGUAUGAAGUAAAAGGUUGUGUUGCUUGUGGGAUAUUGUGGGAUACAGGUCUGUGAGAAAUGGCUAGCAUUGACCUCAUCAUCAUCCUCUGAGAUGUGAUAUGAAUAAACAAACUUCCAUCUAUGAAGUCCUGACGAGAGAUGAAUGGAUACAAAAACUUUUGGAUUACGCAGAAAUUGUGAAACUUAUCAGAAGAAUAAGAAAUCAAGAUAACAUUUUUAAAAAAUAAAAGAAUGGUAAUGGUUUAUUGACUAUCUAACAAACAAAUUAUAAACAGAUAAAAGACAUUGGCAGGAUUGUUGUAAUAACUUGCAAUUUAUAUAUUCUUUUAAAAUAGAUGAAUAAAAGAAUAAGUUAAUUUAGAGUAUGCAGGAAGUGAUAAAAUAAAUUUAAGGAACCGCAGGAAGAGAAGGAAGGAAGUCGAGAUUUGAAAUGUUAGAACUAAUGUUAAACUAUUGAAAUGUAUAUAAAUGAAGAGUAUGAAUAAUUUAUUUUAAAAAAAACUUCAUCAGUGCCAUAUCAUGUUUCUCUAUAUGUUCGGAUUUCAAUGAAGAAACGACCCUGCAGUUGUGAGUUGGGCAGCCUGGCGGCUCUAGACGAGGCUUCUCCAACCUGGUGUCUUCUGGAUGUCCAAAAUAUCUGGAGGGUACCUCGUUGGGGAAGGCUGUCACAGGCUAUGUGGAGGGGAUCACAUUAUCUUUUUGAUAGUAUGUGACAAGAGUAUUUACAUGGAAAUAGGGGUGGGUAGGAAUUCUCUCCCAACUCUAAAUUCAGCCAAGUGAGAUAAUUUGUUUUGGGACUAUUAUUUCUUUUAAGUAAACAAUAGCAUUAUGAAAAUAAACUUUCUUAGAAAGUUGUACUUACGUUUCCAUAUUUGCAUUUUAGGGAAAAGCUUAUCGUGACCAGCAGCUUUUGCUUCUCCAAGAACAUCUAGAAAAACAUUAUAGAAGCCGCGAUCGGAAGUGGAUUGUAUUGUUUCCAGAAGGUGGUUUUCUUAGAAAAAGGAGAGAGACCAGUCAGGCAUUUGCCAAGAAAAACAAUUUGCCAUUUCUUACACAUGUUACACUGCCAAGACUGGGGGCCACACAAGUUAUAUUGAAAAACCUGAUAGCUCAGCAAGAAAAUGGAACUCUGGCAGGUGGCGAUGCUCCAGAAGCAGGUAUGGGUCAUUUUAACUUUUUAUAGAACCAGUUGCCAGCUGAUUGGGAUCUCAGAAUCAGAAUCAGGUCAAAAUGAGUGUCAGGUUUUAUGUUUUACCUAAAAAUAUUUUUUAAUGUAACUUAAAAAAAAAAAGAAUUGGACUUUUUGGGCCAUCCAAAAAUACAUAGCACUUCCAAGCUAUAGCAAAUUCAAGUCAUCCCAGAAUUAACAAAUGCUUAUUUUUUUCCUUUUUAAAAAAAAUGCCUUAAAAUAUCUGGUGUGCCUUGGAUUACCUAACCACAUACAUUUAACUGUUCUGGGAUCAUAAGAGUACUGUAUACACCUAUUAGUGUAGGAGGGGAAGUUGUGAGUGUGUUAGAGACUGAAGUGCAAAUUACUACUUCUAUAUUGUUGACUUUUCCCCUGUUGUGCGUCUAUUAUAAGUCUGAGUGCCGGAAGGAGAAUAUAUAGCUCUCACCUGCAGCGUUUCAGAAUUCAAAGUUCUUUGCUGUAGGCUGCAUUUAAAACACUUCUACUGCAGUCCUUUCCUCCUACCUUACAGGAGUGAUCUCCACCAUGGAGCCUGCGGGCUAGAAAAUGGAAAGCACCGGCUUUUAUCUCAUGGAAACAACUUAUUUAAAAAUAAGUUUCCGUUACUCCCCUAAAAAGAGAAUUUUUUUUCCAUUGGCUAUCGGUUUAAUAACACUGCCUGGGCAUCUUUGUAUGAACAAAUUAAUUGUGGGCCAGGGGUGAAGAAGAAACAUGAGCUGAAGGAAAGUUAUUUUGUCCCGCCCAAUUGCAAAGCAACACCCCCCCCAGCCCACUUUGCAGCCAGGCUUCUCUGGAUGCAACACAUCCGUUAAUUAGCUGUGUGUCUUCAGUUAUUGUUGCUGCUUCUCCCCCCAGCUGCUUUACUGUGUUAAGAACAAAGGAAGUAUUUUGGAUGUGUUUCUUUGCCACCUCUAUUCCAUCACUCAUAACCUAGUGCUUCUAAAGGACUGCCACCUUCUCUUAGAUGGGUUCUUCAUGAACUGGGCCCUUUUGGUUGUGCAGAUGCUGUAGUAGAAUGUUCUUCCCUAGAGAGGCCUGCGUAGUGUCAGCAGCUGAUGAAAACCUGGCUCUUUAAAGAAGUAUUUGGGGGAAACUGAACUGAUCAUCUGUUGUGUUUGCUGAUUCCAUUAUUAUGAUAUUUUAUUAUGCUGUUUGAUAUUGCCUAGAUUAUUUGUACCUUUGUGCUGCUACUUAUUUUGAAUUUCCAGAAGAAAACGGGGGUAGAAAUUUAAUAAACAUGAUAUAUUUUGCUCUUGCUAUACUUGUACAUUAUUUGAGUUACAACUAUCCACAUACUGGCAACGUCCAACUUUCCUUUUUCCACCAAUUGAGCUUAUAAUGAUUGUGUUUUGGCAAUUCCUGUACAGCACAUUAUAGUAAUGUAGCCUGGGUGUUACUUGUGUGUGGCCUUGUCAUCGGAAAAAGAAUUUCCGCAUUAUUUUUCUACAUUACUUGUUUCAGAGUGAAGGUGUGUUGAAUUUGUAGCAUUGUUUUUACGGGGCUUUAUAGAGGUAUGCUUUCCAAAAUGCAGCUGUGUUCAAAAUUAAUAUGAGAAACUGGGGGAGCUUUCUCUGUAUUUUGCUUUGCAAAACAGUCUCUGACUUUUGGGAGACACAGCAGAAUUAAACAAGCAAUUUAUGUUCACCAUGUAAGUGAGAUUACUUAUUUAAGAUCUGAGACUCAGCUGAAUUUAGGUAUCUGUAGGAAUGUGAGUUUACAAGGAAAAAGGCAUAUUCAUUCAUUUGCGUGCAGUUCUUUGUUACCUGGCCAGCUUCUGGCACACCAAAUGCGAUUUCUUCUCUCUUGAGACCUUGACAUUGACAGUUGGUCUUGCUCAGUAUUUGAUGAAGCAUAUUGUAGUUGCUUGGCAGUUUCAUUGGUCUUGCCAGCAGUGUCCUGUCUCCAGUCCUUCCUUUCGUUGUUUUAUAUAACUCUACAGGAUAUCCUAAAUCUCGUCAAGAACGUGGUGCAUACAUAGCAAAUUAUUUGGUAUUCCUCAGGGUUAGAGUUUUCUGUUUUUCACCUGGACUUCAUUUUACAAGGUUAUAGUGUCUGAUUAUAUGUAAGUUUGGUUUUCACACGCCACUGCUUCAAGGUUUAUCUUGUUUUUUAAUGACAAUGUGGACUAACAGAAACUUUAUCAGAAUACUGGACCUCGGCAGUAUAAGCAGUUUCCAGUUGUUGUCCAUUUUUUUAAGAGAUGCCUUUGUGUGUCACGAUAUAUUUGGGCUCUUUAAAAUGAUCACAUUGCAGAGUCAAUUUUCAGGAGCACAUUUCUGCUAAAGAUUGUGAUUACUGAUUGUUGUAAACCUGCUAUUGGAGCAUUGUGUUUAUGCAUUAUUCCCGAUGUGUUAGAAAGUCUCAUUAGUAACAUCCUCAUUGGACCAAAAUGGGCUUGCAAAUACCUUAACAUUGAACCUGAGCAAUUAAGUGUUCAGUGACAGAGGUGUAAUGGAAUGAAAUAGUUUGCAAAAAAUUGUUGGAAUGCACUACUUGCUGAUAACUGAUGAAAGUUUUUAUUAAUGUAGAUAAUGAAUAAAUCUCAUUUACAUAGAUCAGCAUGUGUUAUUUAUUGAAUUAUGAUCUCAUAUGAUAGAACUCUGAUGUCAUUUUAAAGAAGUAUUUUCUUUUGUCUGCAAUAGCUGACCCAGUUUAAAUUUGUGAGUUUGUUAUAUACUGCACACAGAUGGAUGCAUAGAUGCCUCCUCACCCUCGAACAUGCUGCUUUGUGCCUAAUUCCAGUUUUGACCAGGCUUAAUUGAUUUAAAAUAGUUUACCUGUAUGAACCCAGCCCUAGUUGUUCUGUAUAACCAUAGUACCUUUUGUUUAUGUUUUAAUCCUGCAAAGAGCACAAGCCCAAUAUUUCUAAGUUACUUAGGGCUGGAGUUAGCCUAUGAAGAGGAACCAGGAUUGAGAAGUAGAGAUUGUAUAAGAGAUGGACAGUACAGGAGGUGAAGGAGUAGGAAAUAAGAUAAGUUUAUAAGUGAGAAGUGGGCACAGUGUCUGAGAAAUCUAAAUUAAUAGGGAAACAUUCAAGUCACUGCUACAAUGUGCUGCUGCUACCUGUAGAACAAAUGAAUGGAAUAUCCAGUCUAAAACACCUGUAUUACCUAUUUUGGUCUAUAGGCAGCAGCAAUAUGCUAUAACAAUGCCUUCCUGAAUCGUUUCAGAUGAGGCUGAGAUGUGCCCGGCCAUUUGUUUAUUAAUACUUUAGAGCUUUCGUUUCAAAUGCAGUGUUAAAUAUUGCUGGCUUUUAAUGAUAAAAAUUGGGUAAUGAUAGACAAAUAUUGGAUAAUCUGCUGGCUUAUUUAUAUUCAUCAAAUUGAUGUUUACCCAUUGAAUGCAGGUAGAAUACCUUUUGUAAUCUUUACUGCAGUUCACAACUGAAGGGAUGUCUUGUUUGGUUUAUGUGGGAAGAUAAAUAUGCUCUUCGUUUUAGAUUUGGAGUUUACUUUUUCUGGUCUGUCAGCAUGCAUAACCAAUGAAUCCUAUCCUGGCUCUAGAUAUCAAGCACAGCCCACACUGCGUGCUUUUAAGCAUUUAGGUCCCACAAAAUGAGAAACAGAGUUGAGUGAGACCCUAUCUUUUUAUUUCAACCAACUAUUAUUAUUUUAAAAUCUUUUCAUCAGGUUGGAUAUUCAAAGGGGGAAAUGAUUUUGAAACAUACUGGAUCAGACCACGAAUCCGUCUUAUAGUCCUGCAUUAGACCAGACAUUCACUUCCACGAAACCCACAAGCAGGGCAUGAUGCCAGCAGUUCUGUCACUUUGUCAAUUCAGUGUUUCGGCAGAUUUUUAAUAUCAAGACACAGGAAUUUAUUUAAAUCAAAUGCUUCCAUUUAGAUAUCUAAGUCUGAGCUAUACUGUUUAGUGUCAGAUGGGCUUCCCUGAGACAAGCAAUAUAUCAAUUAUUGCUGUAUUUAAUAAAUACUACACUUUUUCUGCUCUCCCUUCCAAAGCUAUGACUCCCAAUUAUAUUGGUGGCACAAAGAUGCCUUACUUUCCUGGUUGCUAAACUUCUAAAUGGAGAAUGUGUAUGGGUGUUAUAUAUUUGUUUGUUACUUGGCUGGGAUUCGUGUAGCCCAAAAUGUUAUCCUCGAACGGGUAGUAUUGCUAAAAGACGUUUCUUCCUUUUCUGUUUCUUUGAUUGCUCUGAGUGUUGUGAGAAUUUGCCUUGGCACUGGAUGAAAGCCGCCCUACUGAAGAGCACAUUCAGAACUGCUAGGCCAAGCUAUUGCACUUGGCAGCCCCUGACUGCAAGGAACCCAGAGGGAAGGAAGGGCCUGUAGAGAGUGAUAGAUAAAUACAUGCCGCAGCCUGCAGGGUUUCCAUUCAAAUCCCCGCGGGCUAAUUUACUUGCUUCCAGAGGAAGCAAAGACUAAGAGUAUUCUCGAGUGGAGCAACACUGUAAAAAAAAAAUAAAUUAAAAAAAAUCUUUUUAGGUAUAGUCUCUGAAGUAUUUACAAAAUUGUAUUUCUUCUGGUAGCACAACUGGGAUUUCUUCAGAAGCAUUAGUCUCUGAUCUGCUCUUUACUCUGGCACUUUUGUGGUAAAAGCUGGAGGCCAAGGAGGUGAGCUUGCUCUUUUGUCUCCUUCAGCUCUGAUGCCAUAGCACAGGUUUGUCUUGGGCUCAGAGGCCUAAGGACACAAUAAGGGGGUCUAUUGGUUUGCUUUUGCUUUUGUUUUAUUCUGUAUUUUGUGUUCUCAUUUUGUUUGUUUAUAUUGUGAACCUCCCUGUGAUCUUUGAACAAAGUGCAGUAUACAAAUGUUAAUAAUAAUAAUAAUAAUAAUAAUAUACCCUAAAGUCCUACAUUGAGUUAUGGUCUGAAGUGGAAGGAUUGGGGGGGGGGGUGAUGAGCAGCCUUGGCCCUCCUUUUGCCCCAAAUUAAUUUUAAGUACUUCUUCGCUGGACUGAGGAGGAAUAAUUGGUGAACCACUUCUUUCCAUUCAUCUCUCCAAAUUUUGGGCCUUAGCUGGCCAAGAGUAGCACAUACGCCCAAGCCUUGUCCAAGGUUUUUUGGAGCCUCCCAGGUUUUUUGGGAGGAAGCAGGCAGGGGUUCAUUGUGACCCACCUCUAUUUGGGACCUAUGGUAGGGUUGCCACAUGUCCGUUUCCCCUGAGACGUGUCGUCAUUUUUUAGGGUAAAGAUUCCAGGCGGGUUUUAAUUUUUUUUGCAAAACGUCCAGGUUUUUUAUGGCAGCAUCAUGGCGACAGUGGUAGCGAGGUGGAAGCCCGUGUGCCCUAUACUCCAUCACCCUCACCAGGCCCACAUUCUGGCUCGUGGUGCCUGGCUCGUUUGCUCUCCUCUUUCUCCUCUGAGGCUGUAGCACGGCGGGCAAGGCCGCUGCAGCACUCAGGGCACGGUUGCUAAGGGAACAUCUGCCUGCGCACUGAGAGGAGGAGGCAAGCAGGGGCAGGAGAAAGGAAAGGUGAGGGCGCUGAGAGCCAUGGGGCAGCAGUAGAGCGUGUCUCUGUUCUGCUCAGGGAAGGUAUGCACACGCACACACACACCCCACUCCGGUGGCAGGGUGAGGGGCAGAGGACAAAAGCAAGUCUAGAGUGAGAGACUAGGAUAAAAUCCACUGUUUCCACAACUUCUUCUUGUGAGCUUUCUGUGGGUGAGUUGAGGGUUUGAUUGGACCCUGGCUGAGAACCCAAAGGCUGAAAGGGAGGGUGUGUUAGGAGGAAACUGAAUUGGUACUGAUUUAUAUGUAAUAAUAAUAAAAUAAUAAUAAUAACAACAACUGUCUUUUUCCAAUAUUUUAUUUUAAUUGUUGUUGCUUCAGUUUUUUGUACACCGCUUAGAGGUAUUUUUUAAUAUAUUAAACGGCAUAGAAAUUAAAUAAUCAAAAAAGUAUGCUUUGUAAUUGUAAAAUAAACUGGUGGGCAAUCUGACCUUUUAAGAAGACCUUGCAAGACUGAAUUCAGGGCACCCCUGGCCCUCAGAGCAUAAGAAUUACCUCAUGCAAGCAGAUGCAGCCUUUGAGGGAAUGGUCAUGGCUCAGUGGUGGAGCAUCUGCACAAAGAAGACCCUUGGUUGUGUCUUUAGCUCAGCAAGGGCACAAAAAACUUCCUCUGUUAGCAACACCAGAAAGCUGCUGCUCAUUUGCCCCAUGCAGUGAGCCCCAUGCAGCACCAGAUCAGGGAAGAACCUUCUUUCUCAGGCUGGCCCAGGCAGGAAGGGGUAUAAAGCACUUUGUUUUUCAGCUGACUCUUUUCUAAACCACAAGGUCCACCUGAUUCUAUCACAACUUGCCUCUGUGGUCUUGUUUGCUGGUCCAGACCCCUGGCUUGUUCCCUGGUCCAGCUUUCUGGAUUGCCCUCAGGUACUGGUGGUCAUGGAGUCCUGACUCUCCAGGCCACUCCUUGCCUGUGGUCCAGCCUUGACAUGCCACUGGUCUCAUAGACAGCACUGAGCUAGAUGGACAAAUGGUCUGACUCUGUAUGAGCCAGCGUCUUACAUUCGUGGUCCCCAUCACUGCACACUAGGACACAGAUAGUCCUCUGCUUUCAGAAAAGAGGAAGAGCGUGGAAGAUGUGGCAACAGUGCUUUUUGCUUCUCUACUUGGGGAAGUACAGUAAUACAGUGUGGCUAUGGAGCUUGUGCAUGUGUGCUCUCUCUCUCACUCUUCCCCUUUCGCCUCUGGCAGAGACAGAGUGUGUACAUCAGGUCACUGGUCAGGGCACAUCAGCACACUGUAGCUAUUGCUUUUAUAGUGGCUCCCUCAACUGUUUGCAGAGUGUGUACGUGUAGGUUGGAGCUAGUUCUGCUUGCAACAUCUCCUUUUCUAUCUUCUGGUUUUAAGAACAGAAAUGGAGAGAGCAAUGAGCACUACUUUCUUCAUGCUGCAAUUUCUUUCUGCGGUGCAAGGUAGCCUAUACUGGCUUCCAAUGUGUGUAGAUGACCCUUGGGGGAAUUACGGGUUUAAUUUUCCAGGGUUGCUUGAAUAUCAACAUAUAUAGCAUGGAAGAAGUGGAAGCCAGGAUGAAACCUGAAACAAAACAAGCAGUCCCUGGAGGGAAAAGUUGAUGUAGCUGGCUGCUAAGUCCAGCACACCAGGGUAAUUGGACCAUUUGCUGAAAAGAAACUCUCAGUGUCUUCUAAUGCAGAACAAAAGUAUUCUAAUUGGAAAGAUCAAAAUAGCUUGGCUGCUUGAGAUCUGUGUGUCAAGAUUGUAAGGAAGGGGUUUAGGAACCAUCUCUUUCCUGUUGCAAUGUUGUCGCUCUUGGCAGAAAUUAUAAUGCAUUACACAUAUUUAUUGAAACAAAUCAACCUGUCCUUUGGCUUAAGGUUUCUCAGCAGUCCAUUAUAUGCAUAAGAAGUAUGCCUUUGAAAGGCAUACAUGUCACAGAGUUACGGGCCAGUGCGCUAUGUGGAGAAUAAAGCAUACAGUUAAAAUGUGACACAUGAUUAUAUUACAGUGGACGCUCGGGUUGCGAACGUGAUCCGUGUGGGAUGCAUGUUCGCAACCCGCAGCGGUGCGUCUGCGCACGCGCGGGUUGCAAUUCGGCACUUCUGCGCAUGCGCAAAGCGCAACCAGCGCAACCCGGAAGUAACCCGUUCCGGUACUUCCAGGUUUUGGCAGUCCGUAACCCGAAAAAACACAACCUAAAGCAUCUGUAACCCGAGGUAUGACUGUAUUUUAACGGCCGCUUUUGUCUGUAAUUUUAUGUCUGCGCGCUACAGGCGGUGAUAACUUUGUGUGUGUCCAGUUGACACACAACUGCCAAUGAAGGGGUCCUUUUGGACCUGGAAGAGGGCAGAAUGGUGGACAGAACAGGGCAGCGAGGGCAUUGUGCUGACACAUGCAGGGGCCAGCAUGGAAGCCCCCACGCACAAUGGUUGCCACCUGUAUUUUAUUCUCCUCCUGUUUUGUAUUUUUUAUGGUGGUUGAGUUAUUUUGUGGCUAAGAUACCUUGAAUGCUAUUUAGCUGAGAGGCAACAUAUAAACCUUUCAAAUAAGUUAGACAAUUAAUUUGGGUGAAAAUAAAACAUGCUUAACUUUAUCUCAGUUGCUCUCUUUCUCUCAAUUAUUUUCAUGGUAGUUUUGUCAUCAUAAACCAGUUUGGCAUACAGUACUUUGGUUCUUGUUUCUAUGAAGACUUCCUUUCUUAGGUAUGAUGAUGGUUUCUUCCUUGGCGUUGAGAAUAUCCUCUAGUCAUUGAUUGUGAAUAUAUGGUUUCCUGUGAUUUAAAACUUCUACUUAAAUAGUAAUGAAGUGUUAAUGUAAAUGGGCUAUAAAUUAAAAUGUGUAUCUGUAUAUUGUUGUGUUAAAGAGUUAUUAAAUAAUAGCCGCUAUUUUGUUUGCUAAAAAAAUAUUUUGAAAAGGGCUCUGUCUGCAUUGAGAAAGUGUGAUGAAGAAGCUUUUGAAAGCUUGAAAGAGAAUGAGUAACUAAGAGAAGAAAGGUCUCUAGGCGAUGAGAACUUACGCCAAAACAAAUAUAUUAGUAGGUUGCCAUGUCUUCUUUGAUACUACUUCAUACAUUGCAUGCUGAUCCUGGUAUUGAAAACAGAUUUGUGUACUAAGCCUGUUGAGACCAGAGGUUGCAAGCACUUGCAGGCUUCAGCGGUGUAUCAGACGUAUGUCAUUUCCUCUGCCCAGAGAGAAAGUGCUCCUACACCGAACAUGGCACUAGGUUAAGCUUUUUAAGUGCUUGGCUUAAUUAGCAUCUCACUUGUUGACAGAAUGCCAGAAAUUUAAUGGUGUACCUUUAAUGCUUAUUGAUAAUUUAAAUCAUGUUGGUUAGGGCAUGGUGCUGAUAAUGCCAAGGCUGCAGGUUCGAUCCCCAUAUGGGACAGCUGCAUAUUCCUGCAUUGCAGACGGUUGGACUAGAUGAUCCUCAGGGUCCCUUCCAACUCUAUAAUCCUAUGAUUCUAUGUUGUUAUUAAAACAUCCUCACAUUGUAUAUCUGAAUAAUCCUACUAAUGUACAUACAGCCAUAGAAACAUCAAUGUAUUUCAAUAAGAAGUUCUUUAAAGCAAGCAGCAGUGCUAAUAAUACACCUUGAAUUAUUCCUUCCUAGGGCUAUAUGGAAGAUACAAGGUAGAUUUUUUUUUUUGUGAGAACAGGGUGAGAGGGAUUGGGGAGGAAGGGAGAUGAAGUGGGGUCUUUGGAUAACCAGAAUUUAAAUAAUUGAAAUGUAUGACAUCAUGAUCAAGGAUAGCCAUUUUUGUAUAUUAUGAUUUGGAAUAUAAGGGAGUUUUCUGCCAAUUCUCUAAUUUGAGAAGUAAGAGUUGAACAUGUUCCUGCCUGCUUUGGCAUCGUGUAGUAUGGUGGUAUUUCAUCAAAUCAUAGAAUGCAGAUUAUUAUCAAAUGAGUUGGCGUGAUGUACUGUAUUAGAACAGAAGUAUGAUACUAAGAAUUGAAAAUCAUACUCUUUCUGUUUCCUUUCUUUUGUUCUAUAAUCCCCUUUCUUAGAAAGUAAAUCAAAAGGUCUUCAGUGGGUGAUAGAUACAACCAUUGCAUAUCCCAAAGCUGAACCCCUAGACAUCCAGACCUGGAUUCUUGGCUACAGGCGACCAACAAUUACACAUGUACAUUACAGGUAGGACAAAUAUGUUUGUCUUCUGUUAAUUUUAAAUUGAGACCUGGAAAAAAUACAUUAGGUACUUGUAUUUUGGAAUAUGACUGGCUUGAAAUAAAAUUUUCACAUUGCUUUCUUCCUCAAAGCUCUUCAUUUUUGGACAAGCAAAUUAUUUUCAAUAAGGUAACUUGGGGGUGUAUGUUUGUAGAUAGAAGUUUCUGGGGAAAAGUGAGGUUUUUUACCUCCCAAUAGCAUAAGAAAGAAUUCAUCAAUAGCAUAUGCAGAAUUCAUCAUGCGAAAGGCUGGGCUGAAUGAAUCCCAAGCCGGAAUUAAGAUUGCCGGAAGAAAUAUCAACAACCUCAGAUAUGCAGAUAACACAACCUUGAUGGCAGAAAGUGGGGAGGAAUUAAAGAACCUUUUAAUGAGGGUGAAAGAGGAGAGCGCAAAAUAUGGUCUGAAGCUCAACAUCAAAAAAACUAAGAUCAUGGCCACUGGUCCCAUCACCUCCUGGCAAAUAGAAGGGGAAGAAAUGGAGGCAGUGAGAGAUUUGACUUUCUUGGGCUCCAUGAUCACUGCAGAUGGUGACAGCAGUCACAAAAUUAAAAGACACCUGCUCCUUGGGAGAAAGGCGAUGGCAAACCUAGACAGCAUCUUAAAAAGCAGAGACAUCACCUUACCAACAAAGGUCCGUAUAGUUAAAGCCAUGGUUUUCCCAGUAGUGAUGUAUGGAAGUGAGAGCUGGACCCUAAAGAAGGCUGAUCGCCAAAGAAUUGAUGCUUUUGAAUUCUGGUGCUGGAGGAGACUCUUGAGAGUCCCAUGGACUGUAAGAAGAUCAAACCUAUCCAUUCUUAAGGAAAUCAGCCCUGAGUGCUCACUGGAAGGACAGAUCCUGAAGCUGAGGCUCCAAUACUUUGGCCACCUCAUGAGAAGAGAAGACUCCCUGGAAAAGACCCUGAUGUUGGGAAAGAUUGAGGGCACAAGGAGAAGGGGACAACAGAGGACGAGAUGGUUGGACAGCGUUCUGGAAGCUACAAACAUGAGUCUGACCAAACUGCGGAGGCAGUGGAAGACAGGAGUGCCUGGCGUGCUCUGGUCCAUGGGGUCACAAAGAGUCGGACACGACUAAACGACUAAACAACAACAAGCAUAAGAAAGUCAGACUAUAACAGCAUACUCCUUGAAUUAAAGCCAGUACUUCAGUUAUGGUCAAAUGUGUCUUUUGAAAACCAAAGCAAGGAAGUUGUUUCUCACUUGGCUAAUAAUUAGACAUAGAGACCCUAUCCAUCCAUCCAUGGCGAUCUUACAUAACAUCAUACAAUGUGGCUCUUGCAAAUGUGGCAAACAUUUACUGGGUCUGCCCAUGACAUCUGUAAUGAAGAAUGCUGAAUGCCAGGUCAGUCUGCAAUAAACCAUGCGAAUCCAUGCUUUGAUCAUGGAUGAACAGGUGUAUCACCAAGACCUGCUCAUCAGAUGUGACGUCAGACAUCAGUCAUGCACAUUUGCCAAAGAAGUCUGGUUAGUCUUGCGUUCACCUGCCAUAUGUCCACCAUGCGUUUACAUGUAUUUGCCCUGCAAACAAUAGUAGUGUUUACUACAAGACUCGCUUUCAAUGUAUCUACCCUGGAUUUGCCACACACAGCAUAAAGUGGUCCUCUGAUAAUGACACAAAGCAAGUUGAUAGAGGCUUUGGGAAAAAUACAGAAUAGUGGGGGCCAAUUAAAUUUAGCUUUAAUGCAUAAAGCCUACAACUAACAGACCACUGAGUGCAGGCUAGAGAGUGGGGGUUGAGCCCACCUUUCCACAGUGACUUGUCACUAAGUCUGGCUGCUAAGUUGCUUCUCUGUUGAGUUACCUGAAAUAACUUGGGAGAAAUAUAUUUGGAAGAGAAGGGUCAGCAUUUACUGUUUUCUUCUGUUCUUUCUUUCUCGGGUCCAGUUUGGACAACCAUUCCUGUCUGGUUAAUGAAUCCAGUAACAAGUGCUCCUCCCUUACCCCUUUGCUCCUUCCAUCACACUCUGUCUUCACCAUGAAGAUCCUGACCUGCAUUAAGCCAGAUUCCCCCACUUUUUGUGUAAUGCAAAACUCUGCUUUAGAACAAGCCAAGAUCUUCAUGCUGAAGCUGGCAUACAGCGGAAGGAGAGAAGGGUUUAAGGAGGGUUAUUAUAUUCGAUACAAAAAUAGUCAAGUGGGUUUAUUAUAUUUAUUUUAGAAAUGUAUGUUCCCCUUUUUCUUCAGUCCACUUACCGUUCCAGAGUUCAGCUCCGUAGAAAAUGUUCUGCAUAAUUUCAGCAGAAGCCAGCUGUGCACAGUUUCAGUUGCCUGUGAUACUAUCAAGGAACAUUUUACCCUCCCAUGUAACCCCUGGAGCAGUUUUGUACUUUAUAUGGUGACAAUUGAAAGGCAUGCAGCAGUUUUUAAACAUUAAAAAGGUGAACCUUCCACUUGAAGCAUUAAGGGAGAGAGGUACGACCAGUGGUCAAGUCAGGAAUCUACUGGUCUUCAUGCAGUUGUGAAUCCAGGAGACCAGGAUGACAGAUCAGUGGGGGAAAUGCUUGGGUGGGGGAGAACAUUUGAACAGAGCUGAGACCUGGCACUUCAUAAUCCUAUUCAGUCACCUCCCAGGUCUCCCCUGAGAAUGUGUAUUGUAUAAAACAUUGCACACACAGCUGCAGCCUGUUCCUGCAAAUCUUUUCAGUGUUGUGAAUUAGAGUUUAAAUAGCACUCAGAAAUCUGCUGAAGGUAAUGAAAACAUAACAGUGUAGGAAGGGCGAAUGAAAGGUGGGAUGGCAAACAGAAUCCUAUUAUGAAAGACUUUUUCUUUUGGAGACUAAACUCAACUAGUCAUUUCAUGCCUUUAACUUGAAGGCCAGUGCACAGCAGUCUUACAUAAGAGAAGCCAAAAGGCACUUACAUUAAAGAGCUCGCUAAUGAGAGUGGAGAGCAGCUACUUUCUUGACCUUUCGAUAUCUUCCAGGCUUGUUGAAGCUAAAACGUAAUAGCAAGAUCCUGGAGAAAAAGAGAGGCCGUGAUGAUGUGAAUGGAAAUUUAUUGGUGAAAUGAGUAAGAUAAAUAUUUGGUGGUUGAAGUGAGCGUGAAAUUUUCCAUUCAGUAAAUUAACUUUUUGUCAUGGGGCAGUGAAACAAUGUUCCUCUAGCUAGCCAUCCUAUUAUGAUAUGUAUUAUGAAGGCUUGAGGGGGGUGCAAUUUGAUCUUGUGUUUUGGAAUAUUUGGGGCAUAGGGUUAAGUGCUAUGGUGAUGGCACAAUAGGAUGCUCUUCUCUGGCUCUUCCUUUGAGGACUGACCCUGGCUGUUGUGGCAUAAAUGAUGCUAUUCUGACAUUAAGGAAAAGUCCUGUUUGGUGCAGAAUUGCCCCCCAAAUGCUCUCAUGGGGAUAUAGGGCCAUACUAGUUGUCCGUACUUUGCUUACUAGAUUGAAAUUCUGAAUCCAGGGAACUAGAAUGAGUUCAGGAACAGAAGGCACAGCAUAUAUGCAGACGUGUUUUAUUUACAUAUGAAUAGAAUGAUAAAGGCUGAAGAUGCAAUGGGAACUGGCCUUGAGAAAGGAGCAGAGGAAAGUUGGAGAAGAAAUGUGCCAGGAUAAAUAUGCUUGAUGGACGCUUCUCAUUGUGAAAUAAGAAUUGGGCUGGUUUGGUACAGGGAACCAAUGUUUGAAUAUAAGAACUUUCAGAGUCUGCAUUCCCCCCCCCCCCGAAAAAAGGUGUGUUGACAAGGUGGUAGGAGAGUGGCUACACUGACUGCAUCUUCCUUCCUAGGGAGAACUGUUUUGCCUCCUCUUUAAUAGCCUUUCACCAACACGUGAGGACUUUUUCUUUCUUUUUUCUUUUGCUUAGACAUGCCUUCGGAUUGAUUGUAUUUGACUAAUUAAGGUAUUUGAAAAGAAGUGUAUCUGAAGGAGUGUGCAUGCACACGAAAGCUUAUACCUAAAACAAACCUUGUUGGUCUCUAAGGUGCUACUGGACAAUUUUUUAUUUUAUUUUUUAUUUUGCCUGCGUCAGACCAACGUGGCUACCUACCUGAAUCUAAGGUAUUUGAAGUGUGCCCCUAAAGAUUGUUGCAAGAGAUGAGUCCAACAAUUGGUUGCUUUUUUAAAAAGUGUAAUGGGUUAUGCAAACAGUUCUUCUGAGAAUAGAAUGAAUGAAUGAAUAAAUAAAUAAAUAAAUAAAUAAAUAGUGGAGAAUAUGCCAGGUCCUGUUCCAGAGUUCACCUGAUUCACCUUACAAAUGGGAAAUGAUUUCAUAUGUCUAGUAUACUGUUCUGUCUGUCUUUGAAAUGCAGGAUUUUUCCAAUUAAAGAUGUACCUGUUGAGCCUGCAGCCCUCACCAUUUGGUUGUAUCAACGGUUCAUUGAAAAGGAGGAUCUUUUGUCACACUUUUACAAAACAGGUAACACUUUCUUGAGAUAAAAAGCAAGCAUUUUAAAUAUUCAUCUCCUUUCAAGCGUGUUUUCACUUAAUGGUCAACUAAUUAGAAGUCUAGGAUUAAGUUGCCCACUAUCAUUAGAGAUGUGAAGGUGGACAUUUUCUCCCAAUUUUCCUGGGUUUUCCCCAAGCCACCCCAUCUCUAGUUAUCAUCUCAGGUCUUGGACAUUGCAUUUCUAACGUACCUGAAUUUUGCAGAACCUUUUUUUUUUUUUGUAUUGUAUUGUUGGCUUUGUUAUGUGCCUGUUAAUAAAUAAAAUAUUUAGAAAUGACUCUCUUAAAAAAGUAUUGAACAUGCCACUUUCAGCCCAGUCCUCUACAUGUCUACUGAGAAGUAAGCCUCGUUGAAUUUAGUAGGGCUUUUAUUGCAGCAUGAAUUUUAAGAUUGCAGGCAUGGGAUCAGCCAUGCGGGUAAUGCAAAAGUUGUCAUUACAUAUUCUCUUACUGUCUUGCUGCACUUCGUGAUGCUAUUGCAUACGAGUCUAGAUACAGAGCGGCAUGAGCCUUUGGGAAGGGCAACUGGAAAAUUCUCCUUCCACAGGAGCUGGAGGGAAUGUUCUGACAUGUGAAGAGGGGAAAGCAUAACUUGUAAACAGUGGUAAUGCUGAAGUGGAGGAAGAUUCCCCAGUGAGCAUUGAAGCAUUUUAAAAUGCACAUUUUUUUUAACUUUAUAUGCUGCUACCAUGCUGCCCGAGGUAGUUCUUAACAAAUGUUUACAAAUCUCAUUCUGAAAGCGUAACCCAGGCUUACUCAGACUUGGCCCUCCAGAUGUUUUGAGACUACAAUUCCCAUCAUCCCUGGCCACAGGUUCUGCUAGCUAGGGAUCAUGGGAGUUGUAGGCCAAAAACAUCUGGAGGGCCAAGUUUAAGGAAGCCUGGCCUAACCGAUUGAGCCCUUUUUCUCUAGGAAGAUCCAAGUAAUCAGCUCCCCACCCUAUGCACAUUAGGGAAAUCUGAUACCAUCUGUAGUUGGAGGUUCCUUUACAAAUAAAUAGCUUAACCUGCCCUUUGGAUCCUUUCCAACUCUACAGUUCUAUGUUUCUAAUUACUACAUACGCCACACAUCCAGUAUAUUAAUGUGUAUACAAAUCUGCCAAGCCAUUCUCAUGCUGUCUCAUUGCAGAAAUGGCGCAGCCGUUGCUUCCUUAAUUUCACUUGCAAUUCAGGAAAAUUAAGGAGGGCCUAAGAAGCUAAACAAAUCCGAAAUCCUGUAGAUCCAAUUCUGCCUUUUCUCCUACUGCAGAGAAGAAGAAAACACACUAGCAAAACUUAAUUAUGUUAUGAGAAGGAUUUUUAAAAUCUGGCUUGUUGAGUGAUCCGCAUCUUGAUGAAUGAGAGCCAGUGCUGUGCCACAUCUGCAUUGCACCGAGUUCUUGUUCUGUCCGUGAUGUGGCAACACUCUGAAAAGGCAGCUUGAAUGUGCAACUAACAAACUGUUCCUUCUCUUCCAGGAGCGUUCCCCCCUUUGCAGGGACAGACAGAAAUUGUUUCCCGGGAGAUGACCCUUAGCAAUUUGUGGCUAAUACUCGUACAGUUGUUUGCGUUUUUGUCAGGUGGUAUGUGGUACUGCAUUCUUCAGUAUUUUUAUCAAUGCCUAUUUUAAAAGGUGAAUGAAUGGGACCUAAGAACAAGAGGAACUUGGUACUUUACAGAGUGCAUCAUGUUAUGUUCAAAUGUGAAUAUACCAGGAUAAAGGAACAUUACUGGAUGGACUUUCUCCCCCUUCGGGAAUUUUAAACUCCGCUAGGAGAGAGAAUCAGUAACACAGCAACCUAAUGAUGUAUUUUAAGAACUGUCCAUAUUUUUAAAGGGUGUGUCUUCCUCGCACAUCCACGUCAGCAAAUUCGGAGUUUGAACAGGAGAUACAAUUAUACAACCACCACAGGUGAACAUCUGCAGCAAGAUUGCUUUCACCGCAGGUAGUAUUCAGCAUUGUAGUAAAAACUCGGAAUCUUCAGCAACUUUCUCUCCAGUAGCCUGUACUGCAAGUCUUGUGGUAGAGAUCCCUCAUCUGCACAAGCUCAAGUUGUAUUGUAAUUAAUCAUGCUGGAUCUGUUUAAUGUACUCUGCAGACCUGGUUAUGGUAUUGUGACUGCCCCAUGUUACCUGUUUAGUAGAUACCUCUCUCUCUUCUCCUUCUGAAAAAAAAAAUCUCAGUGAGAUCUUGUAUGGGAAAGCUAGAAAAGGAAAAGCGCUCUGCAAAAGGCAUUAACUGUAUCAUGAAGUAUUGAAGAAAUUGUGCAUACCUCAUUGACCCAUCUGUUCUUACCAUGUUUUUUGUCUUCAAAUCUCUUGAGAGCAUCCUCUCUUAAAGGUACUUCACAUAUGGCACAUCACAUAACCCGCUUCCCAUUUUGGUUUUACAAUGCAUUUUCUAAAUUGGGAUCUUUUCUUUCUUUCUUUCUUUUUUUGCAAAACAAUUUUGAAAACGCAAUACAGUGAUAGAAAAGAGCAUAGCUUGAAAGGAAUUUAGAUGCUGUCCAUGACAGAUUGGAUUCUUGAUAGCUGUUAGCAGUUCAGAAAGGUCUGUGGAUUGCCAUCCCUAAAGUGUACCUGUUGCCACAGUCUAGCCCAGAUGAUAUGGGUGGGUGUUGUUUUUAACCUUUAUAGAGGCCUUUAUUUCCAUUUGACGCAACAGUACCUGGAACAUCCAUGUGAGGGUUUAUGCCAAGCACCACAAUUCUUUUUCUUAUAGGAAAAAUAAAUAAAAGGAAGUUAGCAGGGUCAUGAAACAGUAUAUCUAGUCACUGGGUAAAACGUUUGCUUUACCAUCCUGAACUAAUGUAAAAAUUCUCCGAACCAUGAAGAGCGUUAUGAAAUCUGCCAUCUUGCUGAAAAAUGUCACUGUCAUAGAAAGGGAAUUUUAAUUUAAGAGGCAGACUGGCACUAAAGCAGGAUUUCAGGUUAUACUGUUACAGUUUUAUAAUGGUUUUGAAGGAAAGAUAUUUGUUACCUAUCACUCUUGGAACGUUUGGCAUCCUGUCUGUAUCACUAUAUGAAGAUAUAUUUAAAAAGAACCAUUCCUAGGAAACAGUUCCUAAUUUCCACAUACAGACGUGCAAACGAAGCUUGAAUGACAGAAUGUUGUCUUUUUAUGGACUGUAAGUUUUUCUAAGAGCCAAGCCAAGCCAACAGUAGUUGUCUGUGCUAAGUUUGAGGUAUAUAUUCUCCUGGUUUUCCCCUGCCCAAAAUCACAUGAGAACCAAUUUUGGUGAGUAGUAUACAAAAUAAAAAUAUAAAACCACAGCAUCAUCCUUUUUUCUUUUGCUUUGAGUGGGGAAGAAGGGGAAUGGGAAGAGAUGAAUUUCCCCUAGCUAUGGGAAUGAAAUGUCAUCUUACUGAAUACAGGCGAAUAGUGUUUUUAAAUAAUGAAAUGCAUUUUAGCAUGGAUGAUGGCAACAUCCACCAUUCAUUCUAGAAGAUAACUCCGGUACAUUUCACUGGAAUGAGACCACCGCAGAUACAGGGCAAAAAGUCAGUUUGCAGUUCAGACUUGUUUAUUGAACUUCAUGCAAACUUAAAGAUAAAACAUAGAAAUAAAAUCCAUUUUAAGUAAAGCACUUCUUGCAGAAGGAAGCCUUUGGGGGGUGGGAGUGGCCAGAGUUCUUUGGUUUUUAAUCCUCUUUGCCUUGUUGUGUUAUAGCAAGCAGUUUGCUUCAUUUGUUACGGAGUUCAUUUCUGGUAAUGAUGUAUGUAGCUUCAAUCCUGAAUGACAAACAUCUUGAACUGGGAUGCAAAGCAGCAGCUGCUCUUUUAGUGUAUAAUUUAUUUGGACAUGCGACCUAUUUUAGGAAGGGCAUGAUUAUUCUGAAAACGAAGACUUGCAUCCAUGGGCGUAGCCAGGAUUUGGGGGGGGCAGGACUUUUGUUAGGGGAGGCAGAACCGACAUGAUUGGUCAGUUAAGUAUAUCUAUUGUUUUACUUGAUGGGGGGGCAGCUGCUCCCCCUGCCCCCUCUUGGCUAUGCCCAUGCUUGCAUCUAAAUGUAGGCAGUGAAAACUAGGUAUGCAUUGUUCUGCUUCAUCAGACUUCCUGUUCUGCUAUAGCUGCAUUGAAUUCAGCAGAACCAAAUCCAGAGUACGUUUGGGGGAUACAGAAGAAUGGAAAGCUAAGAGAACAUUUUUUUAAAUGUGUGUGUAUAUACAUGAAAUGCUGUAUAUAUGCAGUAGGUUGGUCCAGUCUGUUUUUGAGUACAGUAGUUCAGUUGAAAACACCCUGUGUUAAUGGUGGCUUGAGCCUUCCAUUUAAUACAGCAUUUCAUAGUGAGUGAGGCUUCAACAUAGGCAUCUGGUUGGCCACUCUGAGAAGAGGAUGCUGCCUGUUCCAGCAGGCUCUUUUGUCAUUGUCCUGGGUUGUCUGCUUCUUACAAAGAGGAGACAGGGGAUUCCUUGCGUGUUGGAAUAUAAUGAACUUCCUCAACAUCUUUUGCAUCACCUAAUCCCACAUAAGACAGUAUCUCACAACUUUGUAUCCAAAUUGUAGAGUUGGAAGGGACCCCGGGGGUCAUCAGUUCCAACCCCCUGCAAUGCAGGAAUUUCAACUAGAUCACACUACUGAUGGCUAUCCAGCCUCUGCUUAAAAACCUCCAGUGAAGUCCACCAACUUCCAAGGGAGUCCGUUCCACUGUUAAACAGCUCUUACCAUCAGAAAGUUCUUCCUGAUGAUAAUAAAAAUAUUAAUAGUAAUAGUUAUAAUUUUGUUAUUCAAGUCCUGCCCAUCUGAGUUGCCCUAGCCACUCUGGGCGGCUUCCAACACACAUAAAAACAUAAUAAAACAUCGGACAUGUUGAGUCGGAAUCUCCUUUCUUGUAACUUGAAUCCAUUGGUUUGAGUCAUCUAGAUGACCACCUCACAGUUCCUUCUUUGCAGCAGCUAGCUCACAUUAUAAUUCAUGUUCCUCUUAUGUACAAUGAAAGAGGUGCAUUUAUAUAAUGGUAUCAGAAUAGCUGAAGAUUGGAAAGGGACCACUAAUUUGUGUUGAACUACUUCAAUAGGCACCCUUGCUUUCUCUCCGGAAACAGUGUAGAGCCAGCUCAUCCCAUGCUGAAGCUUACCAUACUUGUAUGCCAUCAUACAGGCAUUAGCAGCCGUGGGACGUAUCUUGAUGCAUUGGGCUCAUCAUGCAAAACUCACCUGGCAAUUCAGACAUUGCUACACUCUUAACACACACACACGUGCAUUUUUCAAGCAGCGUGACUGGAGGAUGUAACGUUAGAAUUGACUCUGAAUAAUAAUAAUUUUAUUAUUUAUUAAAUUUGUGUACUGCCCUUCAUCCGUAGAAUUACAACAUUAAGAACACAAAGUACAUGAUAAAAAUAAGAACAAAAACAAACACUUAAUCCCUCCCUCCCACAGCACACUUAAAAGGGCAUCAGAUGUUAGUUGGCCAAAGGCCUGGUUGAAGAGGAACGCUUUCAUCUGGCGCCAAAAGGUGUAUAAUGAAGGCACCAGCCGAACCUCCCUGGGGAGAGCAUUCCACGAUAAUGAGGGCUGCUUUGGCAAAGCCUGAAUGGUGGAUGGCAAAUGCCCACUCACAAAGCUUGUUUUACUAUGGCCUGCAUAUUUAUUUUCUAUCCAGAAUAGUUUAUGUAGAAUAAUAUGCCCAGCGGAACAUUGUUUUAACAAAUCUAAUGGUUUUACAUGAGACAGUUCCAUUUAAGCAUUAUGGAACAGAAAACACAAGGAUAACAAUUACGAUGCUUUCUCAGGUUUGGUGUGGGUGUUGGAGAUUCAGCUGAACCUAUUCUUAGUCUUGCAAAUUUGCAUCAGUAUGUUAACUAGGUAGUGUAAAACAUCAACUGAAGAAGAUAGUAAGCGUUUUGAAGGCUAACCAUUUAUUAACAAGAAACCAUCACGGCCUUAACCGCUUUAAAGUGAUGCGUGCCAUUCACACAGAUCCCUUCCUCCCCACUCUUUGAGUUGAUAGUCACUGUUCUGCAAGCUUUCUUAACGUUUACGCAUUAUGCUGUUUUUAGCAAGAACUUAAGUUACAAUUGUAAACCUUACUUUAAAGAUCCAAAGGUUUUGUGGUGUUCAGGAAGCAAGCCCAUAUUCCUUUCAAAUCCAGCCAAAAUAUGUCAGGUCUGGUCUGCAAACGUGUGUUUUUGCGACUUGGUUUGUUCAGCAUAUGACUCACAACUGAAUGUGCGAACUGCUUUUAUAGAAAAGCAUUGCGUUGCGAAGUAAUGUUAAGUGAUGGCUCAUUGAGAGAUAGAGCAUGAGUCUGUGAACUGGGCCAGUCUAAUACAAUUAUGCAAACCAUGCCUAACCUACUAACAUCUACUCCACAGCUUCUUCUCAUUUUAAUGGGGACCCCCUUAUUAUAUCCUAACACUGCAGCACUUGGUGUUCUGUGCCCCAAAGCUGCUUUCCAUCCUCUUAACUGUUCAGUGCAUCGUCCCAUCUGUCCGUAGAAAAACAAGGAUACCAAACAGCUGUGUGGGGCAGCAGUUAAAGCUUUGAGAAUUUCCUCUAGACAAAAUGUUACAUGCACUUGGGACCAAAGUUAAUGAAUUUCUUUCUGGACUUCUCAGCAUACAGGUUGGUAUGAAGGAAUGGCACUGACACUUGGCCUUUAGCUGUGGAUUUCUGUUUCUCCCAAAAAACAAACACAAUGAAGCUUACAGCUGAAGCUACCAUACUGACGACAGGUGGCGGGGGGAGGGGAGCCGCAUGAAAAUGAACGUAUGAAAUAGCACGUUUUGCAGAGUUACACGCUUGGUUUUGUAAGGAGGGAGUUGGAAGAUUAAACUGCAAAGUCAUCACAAUUAGUUGUGAAUUGCUUUUGUUACUCUUGUACAAAAUUUGUAGGUUGUCCUGUUGUAUACCUGUCUGCGAAAAUUCCUUAAACAUAUGGUGGCUUUGAGAAAGUCUAUGCAUUUUAUUGUUAUACUUCUUAAAUGUCCAGUACAACCUUGCAUUGAAUUUCCUCCUUGAUGGUGAUGAAGAUGAUGGGGUUUGGGAUGCCAUAUUCUUUAGUUUGGUCUUUCGUCCUCUCUUUUGUGUAUCUGUUUUUCUUCCCCUUUUAUUUUAUGCCAUAUGUGAUUGGAAUGAUUACAGGCACCAUGGUGUAAGUCUGUUAAAGGACUGGUCACAUUUGGAUUUUGUGCUUCGAGUUGAUUUUUCUUUAUCAAAAUAAAUAACCAAUCAACAUUCUUCUUUUUUUAUACUUCCGCAGAUACCAAAAAUGCUUUCCUCUUCGCAGCCAAAUAUAUGGCAUUAUUGGGUUUGGAGUUUCUGUUUUCCAUGUUACAGUUGUUAAUAGACAAGAAAGGGAAAUAAUGUGCCGGGUUCAUUUUGUUUCCCAUAAAACAUUGAAUCGGCUCUGUUAAUUGUUCUUGCUGCAAGUUUGUAUGCGUGUUAGCUAAAUAUAUGGUUUGUUAAUUCUGCUUCCAGCUGGAAUAGUUCUAUUUAUAGCUCUCAGGAAUAGCAUAGAAACUCGUCUUUUUCUGCAAGAAGGGACUGGAUUGUCACCUGCCAUUUUAACUCAGUCACGGUAAUAACUGCAUAAAUGUUUGCAGAGAUCUAGCGACCAAUAGAAAGGUAUGAACAUUUCAGAGUUGCUUAAGGGAAAGGAGGAGGCUGCUGCCAUAACGUAUAUUUGUUUGUUUGUUUGUUUGUUUGUUUGUUUGUUUGAAACGUAUGCAACCACUUUAAAGAACGUUUAGCUUAAAAUAAGCAAUACAGGGUUUCAUGGUGCCAUGGACUUACUGUCCUGUGAUGCAGCGCUCUAGUAACACUAAGGCCUGGUUCAGGUUAAAAGCAACCCCACAGGGAGAAGGUGUGGCUUUGUAAGCUGGCAGAACUACUGUAGAGACACUAAUUUGCAAGCGCAAAUGGGGGUUGCCUCUAUGGCUGUGAUUGUGCAAUGACACGACCCUUUUUGUGCGUUGCCACUGUAGCUCAGAUUUGCACGUGGCUGGGUAGGGCGUGCUAUAAAAACACCAUCCGAGGUUGAGUCCUACGCAAACCUGGUGGAAGCCCUGGUUGUUUGCACGGAGGCGCCAUUAGUCUGAACCCUUAGUCAAGCGGUGUCAAUGUUUUAAGCAAAGUGGCCGUAAUAGGAAAGUAGAAACAAAUUGAACUCUUAGGAGCGAGCCGAAGCACAUUGCUCAGUCCAAAGAACUGUGCAUUGUGGUUACUGUCUACCUCUUUGUUUCACCUCUGGAUUUUGUUUGGGUUUGGAUUUGUGUUCUUUGUGCUGAUGAUGAAAGUGUUAUUUUUUAAAUCAAAAUCAAAAUGAGGGUAGGGGGAAUGAAGUUUAAAGCACUACAAGAUCCGGUGCUGACCAGCCCCGUUCUGCACGUCCUUGACAAAAGCCAUUGUUUUUAAUUCCUAAUAUAAAUAAUGUUUGUAAAGUUCCUUCCUGCUAGGAGGAAAAUAUGUAUUUUUAAAAAGGGGGGGGGAUCUGUCUUUUGGCUAUAAGAAUGUCAGCUGUAUGAGCAGGUGUGAUCAUAUCAUAACAUGCUGAUUGGAUAUAAAUCAAUAAAGUUUAUACCUCUCAGG